AUGCGUCUGUGUGACAGGCGUAUGGAGCCAGGCCACCUCAGGGAUAUCACCCAGAGACGGGCAGGUGUGGAAAGCGUGAAAUGAUGAGUUGAGCUUUGCUUUGGUUCCCAAUGCUUACAUAGAACGUGGCCAAGUAGAUAAGAAGAUGAAUCCCUCCAACCUAGGUCCUAAAAAUCUACUUAGGCUAACAGCUGGUAUUUUCUCUAUAACAAGAUGUUAUCUUAACUUAAAAUAGAAUGCCUAUUUCCUAGUGAAAUGUGCUUUCAGUGUUAGUUGGGCACUGGAAAGAUGAUGUUGUUACAAUUGCUUACUUAUGACAUAAUGCAUCAAUUUUGUUAUAUUUUGAAGAUGAUACAUUACAUACUGCUGGUCUUUUUGGACUGACUUGAGAUACACAGAAAUCAAGCAUUUAGAGUAUAUGUAAGGAAAUACGGCCACCAAGGGAGUGAUAGUAUAAACCUACAAUGGCUGUAUGGAUAAAACACUUCCUAUGAUUUACUUAAAGGCCUACCUGAGUUGUAAAAUGUGGUACUUCUAUCACCAAAGGCAGAAUUCCUUGCAAUAUUCUCCUACUGGCCAUUACUUAAAAAGACUAUUAGACUUUAAUGGAAGAUAUUCAGAUGAUAUUGUAGCAACCUGACGUUCAUAAGCAAGUUUAUCAACGUUGUGGUCUGUGGGAUACAAUAUUACUUUCAUGGCCAAUUGUUGCUGUUGUCCCAGGUUUGAUGAACCUGGAGCAGUUAUUGCGUCAGUUCCUUAUCUCCAAGGAGACGCUGACUGUGCGUGUGCUGGAUGACAGUCAGGACCCCAUGCCUGUUCUAAAAGAGAUCCGCAACGACCAGACUGACACCAUCAUAGUGGACGCCAACGCCACGGUGUCCCACCUCAUCCUGGAACGGGUAAGCGUCCCAAAUGGCCCCCUAUUCCCUAUAUAGUGCACUACUUUUGUCAGAAAAAUGCACUAUAAAGGGAAUAGAUUGCCACAUUUUGGGACCCAUCCAUACACUCCAGACCAUUGCCCAAUCCCAAAUCUAUCGCUAUAGGUCUAUGCCUUAUGCACUUGUGGAGAUCUUAUUUGAUAGGAGUAAAGUGUAAUUCAUAGUCCACAGACGCUAGUCCGGUGUCCCAUUGUGACAUAGCUAUGCGGCUCUGAGCAGUAUUGCCAACUUAGCGACUUUGUCGCUAUAUUUAGCGAGUUUUCAGACCCCUCUAGCGACACAUUUUCAAAAAAGCGACUAGCGACAAAUCUAGCGACUUUUUCUGGUGUUAUUGGAGACUUUUGGAGACUCUGACGUGAAAGCACGUAUCGUUCUUACUCUUCUAAACGAGCAGCGGGUGCUGCCGUGGGCCCCACCCCCGUCCCAAAGCACUCACCGUCCCCAGUCCUCGCGCAGCAGUCCCUCCCAGCUGCAGUCAGAGCAGGAGAUGUUCACCCCUCCGUGUCCAGCCUGCAAAUGAAUUGCGCAUGUGGGAAGCCGGCGCUGGCUGAUCCCGCCCUGGCUUACAAUCAGGGCGGGAUGUAAAUGUAGUGUGUUUUUUACUCACUUUUUGUCUCUCCCACAACGUUAUUCCUCUCUCCUACAGCAUCAAUCACAAUUACAUGCACAUGGCAAAUUAUGCAAAUUAGGUGAUGACGUCAUUUAGUGACCUCUAGCGACUUUUAGGAAUCCAAUAGCUACUUUCCUUACUGAGGAGUUGGCAACACUGGCUCUCAGACCACCAUCCGCGGGGACCCACAGCCCGAACGCGCACCUUCCCACAAUUCCCAACCAAUGCGUCUCCAGUACGCGUUUUCUAUUCUUUUGAAUAUGUUGACAGUUGGUUGAAAUUGCUUGAGCUGCGCUGAGAUUUCGAAAAGUAUGAAAGCCAACAGUCCAAUAUUCUAGAACACUGCUAUGCCUUGCCCUCUGAUAGGUUCGGUGGAAUUUUCACCAUGUUACUUACAUCUAUCAAAUCCUCUCAAAUCUCCACAGCUACAUAGAGCGUUGGGUCUAGGAGGCAAUUUGGGAUUGGGAAUACAGUAUGACUAAUAGUGGCUACAUUCACUACACUAACGAGCUGGGUUCAAACAAACACAUUCAGAGUAUCAUCCAAUUCGGAUUACCUCAAGGGAUGUUCAUCUAAUGGUGUUGCUUGGUUGACCAUUCCAUAGACAAAUUGUAUAAAUGUUCUUAAUUUUCCCAUUCAAUAUCUGUUUAUAUGACUCACUAUGCUUGUUUGUAUCCAAUAAUACCUACAAGGUAACGAUUUACAUGAAAAUGUUUGUUGAUUGUGCCUUAUUGAUUGUUUACCGGUGCAUGCUUGUUAAUAACAUUACUAAAAGCAUUACUAAAUGAACACAUGAAUAGUAAGCACUAGUAUUAGACGGCUUCUGUUAUGCAUCUAAUUUAAUAGAAGUUUCAAAGAUCUGUGGAAAAGCUUUGGGUCAUGUUCUUAUGAAUUUAUAAUAACCACAUCGGCAUGACUUAUUUAUUUGACUGCCUUUAUGAUUGGUUUGCAAAGUAAAAAGUUGUGUCAAGUAAAAAUGUCAUUCUGGUGAUUGUCACAUUGUUUUUGGAAUUGUCUCUUCCUUUAAAGUAAUCCCAAGGGACAGGAGGAAAUAUGAAACCAUGAUAUAUGUUUUCCUAGGCAAAUUUCCCAACCCUCAUAAAGAGAAUACUAAUGUCUGCUAACAACAUGGAAUACAGAGUUUAGGUAGAUGUGUUUCCGACUGUGGCCUGGAGUGGUCUAUUGGUUACUGCCGCGCCUUCAGCGCUCAUAUGUAUAUCAGUGCUGGCGUGGGUUCGAAUUUGGCCCACUCCCCUCUAGUGCAUCAUCUCUCCUCCUUUCUUUCCUGUAAUAAUAUAUCAAAUAUAAUAUGCCAUUUAGCAGACGCUUUUUAUCCAAAGCGACUUACAGUCAUGCGUGCAUACAUAUUUUGUGUAUGGGUGGUCCCAGGGAUCGAACCCACUACCUUGGCGUUACAAGCGCCGUGCUCUACCAGCUGAGCUACAGAGGACCACCUGUCUCUCUUCAAUGUCUCUCUGUCCAAUAAACUUGAAAAAUCCCCCAAAAGAAAAUAUAUAUCUUUCCAAGGGCAAUAAUUGAAGUGGUUUCUCUAAAACCACAUGUUAGUGUGAAAAUUCUUGAUUAUGUUACAGAAAAGAAGCUGCUCGGGCUUGAGGCCUCAUUAUUUGUGAGCUAACCAAUGAUGUGGAUUCAGGAAGCAGCAAAUUGAAGUCAGGUGGAUUAUGUAGAGGAAAUACACAUUCAAAUUGACACAUUUCAGAAACCUUGACAGCUUUGAGGGUAAUGUAAAAAGCAUAGAGGCAUGUGGCCUUGUAAAUGGAACAGAACAUAAUACAUUUCACAAUCUCCAUCCACAUUGUAUGGAGACAACGUAUUGGCUGCAGAUUCAGACUUUGAAGUGCUAGAAAAACAUAAUGCAGAAUAAAGUUUAUCCCCCAAAAAAUCUUUCCUUUUUCCCCCUUGAAAAACCUUUUCAUUUUUUCUUUUUAAAAAACUAAGCAAUUUCAUUUAUAAGAUGGGCAAAUAAAGUACUACUAUAAAAGUCUGAAAUAUUCUAAAGCACAACUAUGGUUUCUUACUCUUUGGCUGUGUCUGAAAUGGCACCCUAUUCCUUAUAUAGUGCACUACUUUCGACCAGGACCCAUGAUGACCAGAUCCCUAAAGUUUGCCUUUAAGUUGUCGUUUCCCUCAGUGUUGACGGCAGGAGAUGAAGCAGAGCAAACUUGACAACCUUUUGCUCAAAAUGUGAUUUUUGGCCAAGUCUGUCAGAAGCCGUUGCCAAUUGACUUGUGUUUCUGCCAGUGCACCAGCUUGAUUCGUACUAGUGCUCCACAAAAACUGGGCUAAAAGUCAUAUGGCUGCCAAAUGAUGCACUUUCAUUCUGAUCAUGUAUUAUCUGUUGUUGAGGUUAAAUGUUAGUGUUUUACGAUUUUAGUUUAGCAAGUUUAGCCAUUUUUCAUUAUCAAUUUGACAGCACAGUCUCUCACGGGAAAUAGAUUCUGGACACAGACAAAAAUAGAACUCUCCUCCCUUUUCUUUGAUCUUUGUUCAGUAUGAAAAAUAAAUAAAUAUGUAUGCACUCACUAACUGCAAGUCGCUCUGGAUAAGAGUGUCUGCUAAAUGACUAAAAUGUCAAAUGUAAAGGAUGUUUCUCAGGCAUACCACAAAAACUUCAGUCAUACACUGACCCCAAGACAAAUGAUUUCCACUGUGUAGACUACUGCUGCUGAAAGAAUAUACCAUUUUUGGGGGAGUAAAAGCAGACUGAUUCUAUAGCCCCCUUCCUCCCUCCCUCCCUCCCUCCUUCCAUCCAUCUCUCUCCUUCCCACUCCCUCCAUCUCUGUUCCUCCCUCUCUCAGGCGUCAGAGUUGGGGAUGCUGUCUGUCUACUACACCUACAUCUUCACCACAAUGGUAAGAGGCCAGAUGUAAACGUUUUUUUACCACAGAAUUAAGUCAGUAAAACUGAGUUCUGUGCUACUCUGUAAAUAUGUUGUAUGCAAUGUGUCUCAUGAUUCUAAGUACAGCUUGUUUCAACACAAAACUGGGCUUGAUUAGACUGGUACUUUAUCUGUGCAUGCAUUUCAAUAGUCUUGACUAGUUACCUAUGCAUGUCUCAUUUCCUACAUCUGCAUUUAUGUGAAAGCACUGAACAGGUGAAAGCAAAGCUCAGAGGGCGACUGCGUGUGGUAUGCUUCUCCACAAGUUUUGCGUUUUCUUAAAAUACAUCACUCACUGCUUCGAGUCCCACCUAAAGAUCUGUGUUCACACGGUCGCCACAACCACCAAACAGGGGAAAAUAUACCUCAAAGAAUGUUGAAGAAUGGUGCGUACCGUUUUGGGGAUGUUUAACCAACUGAACACACCCCUGCUGUCUCCUCUGGCAUACAGGAGUUCUCUCUGCUGCAGUUGGACGACAUCCUUGUGGAGCGCUGGGUCAACAUCCUUGGCUUCUCUGUCCUCAACCACAACCAUCCUUACUUCCCCGACCUCCUCCUCAGCCUCAACCGCUCCUGGCAGGAAAACUGUGACCACGCCCCUUUCACUGGGGUCCCGGUGAGCAAAGCUUCAUUUUGAUUGUAUUUUUAUUCAACCAUUAUUUAACCAGGCAAGUCAAUUGAGCACAAGUUCUAUUUUAUAAUGACGGCCUGUCAAGUGGCGGGGGCAAGUACGGGCUGAAUAAAUAAAAGUAAAGGCACAAUACGAGACAUAGAAAGACAUCACAACACAAGGUCAGAAAGACAUUGCAACAACAUAAGACAUUAACAACAACACGUAAACAAUCACCAAUAAUUGUGCUUAACAUUUACUUGUUAGAAUAACAUGUAGGCCUGUCAUAGCAAGUCCAUUAUUGUUUUUGUGUGGAAUAACAAGUACAUGGUUCACAAAUGGUGUCCGUAAUUGAGUCCUUGAAAGCAGAGAUGGAUACAAAUUCACAGGUAGGGUUAGGAGUUAUUCCUGACCACGUGACCUUCCAGGAAAUACUAUUACUAGGGCCCAGAGUUUUCCCUGAGCAGGUCACAUGCCCCCUUACCAUAUAUUAUUAAGGGAUCGAUCCAAGAGGAUGCAACAUUUAGAAAGCUGCAGAUAGAAAUGUAUUUUAUAGAGCUGACAUGAUGAUUCCCUAGCCUUGUUGACUUGACAGAAAAUCUACUAAGCCACAGUUGCCUCACAACAACAGAUGAAAAGCUGUGCGUUAUUACCCUUAUGACUGUGCACAACAACACUCUUCCCACGCUAGACGGAUGUGCAAUUAAUACCCUGGGGUUUUGAGUUUUGCCUCAACACAUUCUGAUUAGUUAAGUGAUUUCAAAUGCUUUUUUAGUUAAUGGACCUUUCAUUGCAUGGAAGAUGCUGUGUUGUGCUUUCUGCCGUCAACAUUAAGGAGACAAAUAAUCCACAUUGAACAUUGAACCCCCCCUACAGUUUGGGCUUUGUUAAUCAAUGUUGUUAUAUUACAACAGAGCUAGCUCUCUUCCUACUGUAACAUUUUUACACUGUCGAAGAAUACAGACUCUAUAUUGUAGAAUAUGAAUGUAUUUAUUUGCCUACUCUCUCUCCCCAUUCUCUCUCUAACACUACACUGACUCUGAGUGCUUCCUUUGUAUUCACUACCAGUAAGCGAGCUACCUUCCCUUAUUCAGAUGGGUAUUGUUUUAUCUUUCUGGAAUCCAUCCUGCCAUUGUGCAGAGCAUUUAAAGAGGAUUAUUUUCUCAGAGUUUCUCUCUAAGUCUGAAAGAGCUUCAUUGUAGGAGUGGGAGGAAACUAUCACUGGAUGGAAUAUGUAAAUAUAUAGCUUAGUAUCGAGACUCUGAUUUCCUAAUCCAGCAUUUGAGUGUGUGUCUUGCUCUCUGUCUCUCUCUCAACCCUGUACCUUGUCUCUCCUUCCUCCUCUCUCUCUCUCUCUCUCCUUUCACCCUCUACCCAUCUCCUCUCUCCCCCCCUUCUCUAUAUAUCUCUUUCAACCUUCUACCUAUCUUUGUUUUCUGUCUCCCUCUCCUUCAACCAUCUACCAUCUCCUCUCUCUUUCUCCCCCCCCCCCCCCACUCUGUCCCCCAGCUCUCCCCAGCCCUGCUGUAUGAUGCCGUGCAUGUGGCGGUGUCCGCUGUGAGGGAGCUCAACCGCAGUCAGAGCGUGGGCGCCACACAGCUCACCUGUCAAUCAUCCAAAAUCUGGGAGCAUGGCACCAGCCUGAUGAACUACCUAAGGAUGGUGAGCACUGACAACUCGCAUGCACGUGUGCAAACACACACACCAGGGUUGGGCUCAAUAAGAAUUGAAGGCAGUAAAUUCAGGAGGUAAACUGAAAUUCCAAUGAUUCAAUUAUUGAAAAAAGGGCGUCAAUUUUCGAUGACUUCUCAAUAAACUGAAAAGGAGAAGCUAUCUAUGUCAAACGUUUUUAAAUUUGGGGAUUUUAAAUUCAAAUCACUUCCUGAAUUGACUGACUUCAAUUCGAAUUGAGUCUAACCCUGACACACACAACAACACGCGUGCAGACACACAUAAUAUGCUCUGUCUCUCACACAAACACACACAGUCACACACACAUACAGACACACACACACACUCAGUAUGCACUCUAUCAGCCCUGUUAUCCAAGCCAGUAAUUUGCCUGUCACCUAGUGACUCACCCUGCUCCUGGAGAAAAGGUAUCCAAGCCAAGAUUGAGCGUCGGCAACAUGUUGACUUCGUCAGGUUCUUAGUCAUCAACUGUAAAGAAAUAUUGCUAACAAAGACUUGGAAUGCUCUCUCCAGAAUAGCUCAGUACACACUGUCAACCAUAUGCACUCAAAGCAAUGAUUUCCCAACCAAAACAUGAUUCUCUGAAGUGCCUUUCUGUCCAGAGUGGCUACGGAUACAGAAUUUAUGUAUCUCAAUUUGCCCACGCAAGAAAUACAGAUAUUUCUGCGUAUGUGCAAGAUUUGUUUUUACGUAGCUGAGUGCCCACUCCGCUGCCUAAGUAGCUGCUGUGGUGAGUGCUCCACCUCCGCUCCCCCCUCCUUGAUUGCCUUUGUCUCGUCACUGGUGUAGGCUACAAACUUCAUGUUGCACACAAAACUGUUCUAACUAUACCGUUCCAUGCCUCAGUAAGCAAAAGCACAAUUUAAUGUUAUUUUUUCAGGAGGGGAGUAGGCUACAUACAGCUAUUUUCAGUUUUUACACAAAAUACAUUAUUGACGCGUUCGUACAAACUUUGUCAGUAUUACAAACAUAAGCAUAACACAUAGGCAGUCUAGCGAUUUCAUGUUCUUCUUAGCUGCUGAGUUACAUGCAGCUAUUUACUCUCGCCACGAUUUCAGCAUAUAUGGCAUUUAACUAUGGCACCUGGCGAUGCAAAACGAACUUGCCCAUCGCUGUCUAAUUAGCGAUUGAAUGUUAUUUUUUCAUAAUCAUUGCAAACAUUGGCUAAGCAUGGGUGAGUAGAGAGCGAAACGUGAAGGGAGGGGGAGUGUGAGCAGCAGCUACGUUAGAAAGACAAAUGUGUGUGUAAAAUAACACAUGUGCAGAACAGGAUCCUUAGCUUUAAAAAGCCACUGCCUUUAAAAAGCAACAAAUCCCUUUGAAAACAGCCUAUGUGGCAUCGAUAUGAGUCAGAAACAGUUAUUCUAGUGUCAAAAUUGACUACAAAGUGUAAAUAGGAUAAUUUUGGUCAUAAAGUCAGUCUCGUCUUAAACAGAGUUUGGAACAUCCAUUCGUCACAUCGGGUAAAUUAAGGUUGGGUUUUGAUUUGAUGAUGUCCAUUUGCCCACUAACAUGGGGUGAACAGCUCCGGUGAUUGCUCUCAACCCAAUAGCAUAGAGACAGACCUGCCCAGCAGUGCUGGCUGUUUACAUAAGACAACACAUCAUGCAUUUUUUUAACUUGAGAAAUACUGCACCAAUUACUGUAUAGGAAAUUAUCCCUGCGGGAAUUGAACCCAAAACCUUGGCAUUGCUAGCAACACGCUUGUACCAACUGAGCCAGACAGACUAUAUACUGUACUGUGUGUGUUUUAUUGUAAUACCAUUUGGAGCUCUCAUUGAGAUGCACAGCCCAGCACGCCCUCUCCUCUCUCUCUGUCUCUGACAGGUAGAAUUGGAAGGUCUAACUGGGCACAUAGAGUUCAACAGCAAAGGCCACCGCUUCAACUACGCCCUGAGGGUCGUGCAGAGCAGCUCAGAGGGGCUAAGGCAGGUAAAGCUACACUGCACACACAAUAACCAUUUACUUUGUAACAGGCUGGGAUUUACUGUGUAUAACUGUAUAUAAAGAGCUACAGUCUGAUGCCGAGGUUUAGUAUAAGUCCCAAAUGGCACCCUAUAUCCUAUGUAGUGCCCUACUUUUGACCAUGGACCUGGACCAUGGAUAGUUUUUUAAAAUGGAUAUUACUGUAGUAUUUACAGUACAAUAGUGUUUUUUCAGAAUUACUGUAUGUCACGUUUGUUGAGUACAGGAUUGGACCAAGGUGCAGCGUGGUAUGCGUACAUGUUCGUUUAUUAAAUAAACACAGAACAAAACAACAAAAGCAACGUAACGUGAAGUUCUAAAGGCUAACAUCAAACAAGCCAAACACACAGAAACAAGAUCCCACAACAUAGGUAGGCAACAUGGCUGCCUAAGUAUGAUCCCCAAUCAGAGACAACGAUCGACAGCUGCCUCUGAUUGGGAACCACACCCGGCCAACAUAGAUCUACAAUAUCUAGAUCUUACACAUAGAAAUUCACACCCUGACCAAACCAACUAAAGAAAACCGGGCUCUCAAGGCCAGGACGUGACACUGUAGUAUACUAUAGCAUAUACUAUCGUGUUUUUUAAGACAUUACCGUAGUAUUUGCUAUAGGGUUUUUGUUUUAUUAUCUUUGACAUAGAAUUGGGGGCUUUCCCCUUAAGGAAACCUACUGGACAAAUACUAAAAGAGCACAUUUUCCAUAACCUGUAGGGAACACAAUAAUAUGGUCUAUACUUAGCAUGUGGGUUUCUCACUCAUGGUUGGCACAAUUUGGUUUAGGACCUAUUUAACCGGUCGAGAGUUUUUUGUCACCCUUAGUGAACAUAACUCAGAGAAAAUACAUAUCACAUAUGGUGUUCCACAAGGUUCAAUUUUGGGUCCAGUACUGUUCAGUUUAUAAACAUCCCUUUUUCAGGACCCUGUCUUUCAAAGAUAAUUCAUAAAAAUCCAAAUAACUUCACAGAUCUUCAUUGUAAAGGGUUUAAACACUGUUUCCCAUGCUUGUUCAAUGAACCAUAAACAAUUAAUGAACAUGCACCUGUGGAACGGUCGUUAAGACACUAACAGCUUACAGACAGUAGGCAAUUAAGGUCACAGUUAUGAAAACUUAGGACACUAAAGAGGCCUUUCUACUGACUCUGAAAAACACCAAAAGAAACAUGCCUAGGGUCCCUGCUCAUCUGCGUGAAUGUGCCUUAGGCAUGCUGCAAGGAGGCAUGAGGACUGCAGAUGUGCCCAGGGCAAUAAAUUGCAAUGUCCGUACUGUGAGACGCCUAAGACAGCGCUACAGGGAGACAGGACGGACAGCUGAUCGUCCUUACAGUGGCAGGCCACGUGUAACAACACCUGCACAGGAUCGGUACAUCCGAACAUCACACCUGCGGGACAGGUAUAGGAUGAUAUAGGAACAACAACAAGAACUGCCCGAGUUACACCAGGAACGCACAAUCCCCCCAUCAGUGCUCAGACUGUCUGCAAUAGGCUGAGAGCGGCUGGACUGAGGGCUUGUAGGCCUAUUGUAAGGCAGGUCCUCACCAGACAUCACCGGCAACAACGUCGCCUAUGGGCACAAACCCACCGUCGUUGGACCAUACACGACUGCUCUUCACUGACGAGUCGCAGUUUUGUCUCACCAGGGGUGAUGGUCAGAUUUGCGUUUAUCGUCGAAGGAAUGAGCGUUACACCGAUGCCUGUACUCUGGAGCGGGAUUGAUUUGGAGGUGGAGGUCCGUCAUGGUCUGGGGCGGUGUGUCACAGCAUCAUCGGACUGAGCUUGUUGUCAUUGCAGGCAAUCUCAACGCUGUGCGUUACAGGGAAGACAUCCUCCUCCAUCAUGUGGUACCUUCCUGCAGGCUCAUCCUGACAUGACCCUCCAGCAUGACAAUGCCACCAGCCAUACUGCUCGUUCUGUGCGUGAUUUCCUGCAAGACAGGAAUGUCAGUGUUCUGCCAUGGCCAGCUAAGAGCCCGAAUCUCAAUCCCAUUGAGCAUGUCUGGGACCUGUUGGAUCGGAGGGUGAGGGCUAGGGCCACCCCCCCCAGAAAUGUCCGGGAACUUGCAGGUGCCUUGGUGGAAGAGUGGGGUAACAUCUCACAGCAAGAACUGGCAAAUCUGGUGCAGUCCAUGAGGAGGAGAUGCACUGCAGUACUUAAUGCAGCUGGUGGUCACAACAGAUACUGACUGUUACUUUUUGACCCCCCCCCCCUUUGUUCAGGGACACAUUAUUCAAUUUAUGUUAGUCACAUGUCUGUGGAACUUGUUCAGUUUAUGUCUCAGUUGUUGAAUCUUGUUAUGUUCAUAAAAAUAUUUACACAUGUUAAGUUUGCUGAAAAUAAAUGCAGUUGACAGUGAGAGGAUGUUUCUUUUUUUGCUGAGUAUAUAUGUUACCCCUUGGCAGCGUUAUCAGAAAGCACAGCAUUGAUUUUCACUGAUACGCAGACAUUACACAGCUUUACAUUUCUGUGUCACCAGAGGAUUUUAGCUCCACAGAUAAAUUAUUAGACUGUUUAGUGAUUUAAAUACUUGCAUGGCUCACAAUUUCCUCCAGCUAAAUCAAGACAAGACCGAUGUACUUAUUGUUGUAGCCAAAGCACAGAGAGAGAAUCUAGCCGCACAUUUUAAUUCAGGGGCAAUAAAGAUAAAACAACAGGUAAAAAACCUAGGUGUUAUUUUAGAUUCUGAACUAAAUUUUGAACCACACAUUAGCAAUGUGACCAAAAUAGAUUUUUGCCACCUGAGGAACAUUGCCAAGGUGCGGCCAUUUCUCUCUUAGGCUGAUACAGAGAGACUCAUCCAUGGUUUUAUUACAAGCAGGCUUGACUACUAUAAUGCUCUCCUGUCUGGUCUACCCAAGAAAGGCAUUGGUCAACUGCAAACAUACAGAAUGCUGCAGCACGGGUACUGACCAAGACCAGACGGAGAGCACACAUUACAUUGGUUUUAAGGUCUCUGCACUGGCUGCCUGUGAGUUUUAGAAUUCAUUUGAAGAUUCUUCUAUUGGUUUUUUCAUCAAUCCACAAUUGUUUACAUUUACAUUUACGUCAUUUAGCAGACGCUCUUAUCCAGAGCGACUUACAAAUUGGUGCAUUCACUCUAUAGCCAGUGGGAUAACCACUUUACAAUUUUUCUUUUUUUUUUUUUUUUUUUUUUUUUUUGGGGGGGGGGGGGGGGGUAGAAGGAUUACUUUAUCCUAUCCCAGGUAUUCCUUAAAGAGGUGGGGUUUCAAAUGUCUCCGGAAGGUGGUGAGUGACUCCGCUGUCCUGGCGUCGUGAGGGAGCUUGUUCCACCAUUGGGGUGCCAGAGCAGCGAACAGUUUUGACUGGGCUGAGCGGGAACUAUGCUUCCGCAGAGGAAGGGGAGCCAGCAGGCCAGAGGUGGAUGAACGCAAUGCCCUCGUUUGGGUGUAGGGACUGAUCAGAGCCUGAAGGUACGGAGGUGCCGUUCCCCUCACAGCUCCAUAGGCAAGCACCAUGGUCUUGUAACGGAUGCGAGCUUCAACUGGAAGCCAGUGGAGUGUGCGGAGGAGGGGGGUGACGUGAGAGAACUUGGGAAGGUUGAACACCAGACGGGCUGCGGCAUUCUGGAUGAGUUGUAGGGGUUUAAUGGCACAGGCAGGGAGCCCAGCCAACAGCGAGUUGCAGUAAUCCAGACGGGAGAUGACCAGUGCCUGGAUUAGGACCUGUGCCGCUUCCUGUGUAAGGCAGGGUCGUACUCUCCGAAUGUUGUAGAGCAUGAACCUGCAGGAUCGGGUCACCGCCUUGAUGUUAGCGGAGAACGACAGGGUGUUGUCCAGGGUCACGCCAAGGCUCUUCGCACUCUGGGAGGAGGACACAACGGAGUUGUCAACCGUGAUGGCGAGAUCAUGGAACGGGCAGUCCUUCCCCGGGAGGAAGAGCAGCUCCGUCUUGCCAGGGUUCAGCUUGAGGUGGUGAUCCGUCAUCCAUACUGAUAUGUCUGCCAGACAUGCAGAGAUGCGAUUCGCCACCUGGUUAUCAGAAGGGGGAAAGGAGAAGAUUAGUUGUGUAUCGUCAGCGUAGCAAUGAUAGGAGAGGCCAUGUGAGGAUAUGACAGAGCCAAGUGACUUGGUGUAUAGGGAGAAAAGGAGAGGGCCUAGAACUGAGCCCUGGGGGACACCAGUGGUGAGAGCACGUGGUGCGGAGACAGCUUCUCGCCACGCCACUUGGUAGGAGCGACCGGUCAGGUAGGACGCAAUCCAGGAGUGAGCCGCGCCGAGAUGCCCAGCUCGGAGAGGGUGGAGAGGAGGAUCUGAUGGUUCACAGUAUCAAAGGCAGCAGACAGGUCUAGAAGGACAAGAGCAGAGGAGAGAGAGUUAGCUUUAGCAGUGCGGAGAGCCUCCGUGACACAGAGAAGAGCAGUCUCAGUUGAAUGACCAGUCCUGAAACCUGACUGGUUUGGAUCAAGAAGGUCAUUCUGAGAGAGAUAGCAAGAGAGUUGGCUAAAGACGGCACGCUCAAUAGUUUUGGAAAGAAAAGAAAGAAGGGAUACUGGUCUGUAGUUGUUGACAUCAGUGGGAUCGAGUGUUGGUUUUUUGAGAAGGGGUGCAACUCUCGCUCUCUUGAAGACGGAAGGGACAUAGCCAGCGGUCAAGGAUGAGUUGAUCAGCGAGGUGAGGUAGGGGAGAAGGUCACCGGAGAUGGUCUGGAGAAGAGAGGAGGGGAUGGGGUCAAGCGGGCAGGUUGUUGGGCGGCCUGCAGUCACAAGUCGUAAGAUUUUAUCUGGAGAGAGAGGGGAGAAAGAAGUCAAAGCAUAGGGUAGGGCAGUGUGAGCAGGACCAGCAGUGUCAUUAGACUUAACAAACGAGGAUCGGAUGUCGUCAACCUUCUUUUCAAAGUGGUUGACGAAGUCAUCCACAGAGAGGGAGGGGGGGGGGGGGGGGGGGAUUCAGCAGUGAGGAGAAUGUGGCAAAGAGCUUCCUAGGGUUAGAGGCAGAUGCUUGGAAUUUAGAGUGGUAGAAAGUGGCCUUAGCAGCAGAAACAGAUGAAGAAAAUGUAGAGAGGAGGGAGUGAAAAGAUGCCAGGUCGGCAGGGAGUUUAGUUUUCUUCCAUUUCCGCUCAGCUGCCCGGAGCUCUGUUCUGUGAGCUCGCAAUGAGUCAUCAAGCCACGGAGCUGGAGGGGAAGACCGAGCCGGCCGGGAGGAUAGGGGACACAGGGAGUCAAAGGAUGCAGAAAGGGAGGAGAGGAGGGUUGAGGAGGCAGAAUCAGGAGAUUGGAGGGAGAAGGAUUGAGCAGAGGGAAGAGAUGAUAGGAUGGAAGAGGAGAGAGUAGUGGGAGAGAGAGAGCGAAGGUUGCGGCGGCGCGUUACCAUCUGUGUAGGGGCAGAGUGAGUAGUGUUGGAGGAGAGCGAGAGAGAAAAGGAUACAAAGUAGUGGUCGGAGACAUGGAGGGGAGUUGCAGUGAGAUUAGUAGAAGAGCAACAUCUAGUAAAGAUGAAGUCAAGCGUAUUGCCUGCCUUGUGAGUAGGGGGGGACGGUGAGAGGGUGAGGUCAAAAGAGGAGAGGAGUGGAAAGAAGGAGGCAGAGAGAAAUGAGUCAAAUGUAGACGUAGGGAGGUUGAAAUCCCCCAAAACUGUGAGGGGUGAGCCAUCCUCAGGAAAGGAACUUAUCAAGGCGUCAAGCUCAUUGAUGAACUCUCCAAGGGAACCUGGAGGGCGAUAGAUGACAAGGAUAUUAAGCUUAAAUGGGCUAGUGACUGUGACAGCGUGGAAUUCAAAUGAGGAGAUAGACAGAUGGGUUAGGGGAAAAAUUGAGAAUGACCACUUGGGAGAGAUGAGGAUUCCUGUGCCACCACCCCUCUGACCAGAUGCUCUCGGGGUAUGCGAGAACACAUUGUCAGACGAGGAGAGAGCAGUAGGAGUAGCAGUGUUUUCAGUGGUAAUCCAUGUUUCCGUCAGCGCCAGGAAGUCGAGGGACUGGAGGGUAGCAUAGGCUGGAAUGAAGUCAGCCUUGUUGGCAGCAGAACGCCAGUUCCAGAGGCUGCCUGAGACCUGGAACUCCAGGUGUGUGGUGCGUGCAGGGACCACCAGGUUAGAGAGGCAGCAGCCACGCGGUGUGAGGCGUUUGUGUAGCCUGUGCGGAGAGGAGAGAACAGGGAUAGGCAGAGGCAUAGUUGACAGGCUGUAGCAGAUGGCUACAAUAAUGCAGAGGAGAUCGGAACGAAAUGAACUAAACAUCUGGGAAAGGAGAGAGCAGGGCCUCCCUCACCAAAAAAAUAUAACUCUCCCAACUUCCACCUCAGAAACUAUAAUUGUUUCACUGAACCACCCAAAUAAAACUCUCCCAACUUCCACUUUAGAAAUUAGAAUUGUUGUAAACUACAGCGGUUCAAUGUUUCAAGGAAUAGACUCAACUUACUUUAUUCAGCUAGCUAACUAUGACGCCAUAGCUAACUAGCAUGCUAGCAUCCAAUAACACACAGUUUAGCACCAAUACUUGGUUACAACAAACUACCAAUAGUGUGUUAACACACUAAACAGAUAAUUUGUGUCCGUGUCUAGUUCUUUCAUAACGCAGCAAUAAUUAAACGUUGGCUAGCUAGCACAAAUAUAUUGUAUUUAGCUACUACAGUACAGCUAGCUGGUAGUGUUGGCUAGCUAGCAAUGGCUGCUGUGUUGACUUUUUUGAAAAACGGCGUCGCUGCGAACGAAUGUAGCUGGCUAAAAGGAUAUUGUAUUUAGUUGCUACCGUUGCUAAUAGCUACCCGCCAGCUAGUCCAGGAGGUGAGUUAGCUAGCUAGCUUCGUGCUACACCCGGUACCGCCGAAUACAAAAGUAACCUACAAUAACUACAUACAACAACUACCCACAACAACCCACGAUGCCUAGCUACAAUACCCAACUACAAUCUAAAUACAUAGUUUAAGCCUUACUCGACAAAGCCCAAGCUAUGCAUAAAGCCAAACUUACCCGACGCCAGCUGUCUGGGUGGUUUUCUGCAAUCAGUAGCUGUAAUUAAGUACACUAGCUACUAACUACCUAACGUUAAUGCUUCAGAUAAUGAGGUUAGAAAAACAGCUGAAUGGUAGGUAGCUAGCUGGCUUAAUUACAGGUACUCUUAAGCGUGAAAUAACAUUGGAAACAACUAUCCACCGUUGCUAAAAGUUACCAGUAGCUACCCGCUAGCUAGCUAGCUCUAUCGGUUAAUGCUUCAGAUAAUGAGGUUAGAAAAACAGCUGAAUGGUAGGUAGCUAGCUGGCUUAAUUACAGGUACUCUUAAGCGUGAAAUAACAUUGGAAACAACUAUCCACCGUUGCUAAAAGUUACCAGUAGCUACCCGCUAGGUUAGCUAGCCGAGAGAGCGGAGGAGGACAGCGACAGUGCCACUCUGGUGGCACGAAGGGACAAUCCACCACACGUCGUAGUCAACGUUCUUUUGGGCCUGGAGGCAGCAGGCAGGGCACUCACGCAUCACCCUAGCUAUCGAACACCCACACUCGUUCAGAGCCCUCUGCUGCGCACUGUAAAAUACUUGUCUCCUUUCCUGAGCACAUGGAUGUUCCCCAGUGUAAGGCGCUAGUCGAUUCAGGCACAGCUGGGAACUUUAUGGACAGGGCAUUCGCACACCGUAUAGGCAUUCCAUUGAUUCCCCUAUCCAUUCCACGCCCCAUCAGAACACUUGAUAGUCGACCAUUAGGGUCCGGGUUGGUUAAGGAAGUUACUGCACCAGUCACCAUGAUUACCCAGGAGAAUCAUUGUGAACAGGUGAUUUUUUCCAUUAUUGAGUCUCCUGCUUUCCCUGUGGUAUUAGGUAUCCCUUGGCUAGCACUCCACAACCCCACCUUUUCAUGGCCGCACAGGGUUCUCACGGGGUGGUCGCGAGAGUGUCAGGGUAGGUGUCUAGGUGUUUCCGUUGGUGCAACCACGGUGGAAAGUCCAGACAGUACCUCCACUGUGCGCAUUCCCCCUGAAUACCUAGAUCUGGCGCAAGCGUUCUCUAAAACGCAGGCUACUAAAUUACCACCUCAUCGGGCGGGGGAUUGCGCGAUAAACCUCCGGGUAGACGCUGUACCUCCCAGGAGACAUAUAUACCCCCUGUCACAGGUUGAAACGGUGGCUAUGGAAACAUAUGUCACGAGUCCCUGCGCCAGGGGUAUAUACGUCCCUCCACUUCACCCGCCUCCUCGAGUUUCUUCUUUGUGAAGAAGAAGGACGGAGGUCUGCGCCCGUGCAUUGAUUAUCGACCACUGAACAGGGAGACAAUAAGAUUUAGCUAUCCUCUCCCCCUCAUUCCUUCAGUGAUUGAAUCAAUGCAUGGGGCGCGCUUCUUCACCAAAUUAGAUCUCAGGAGUGUGUACAACCUGGUGCGUAUCCGAGAGGGAGAUGAGUGGAAGACAGCAUUCAGCACAACCACGGGGCAUUAUGAAUACCUGGUGAUGCCCAAUGGUUUGAUGAAUGCUCCCUCAGUUUUCCAGUCCUUUGUGAAUUAGGUGUUUCGGGACAUGCUUGGUCGCGGUGUAGUGGUCUACAUCGAUGACAUCCUGGUGUAUUCCGCUACGCGCGCUGAGCAUGUGUCCCUGGUUCACAAGGUGCUGGCCCGACUGUUGGAAAAUAACCUUUAUGCUAAGGCAGAGAAGUGUAUGUUUUUCCAGCAGUCCGUCUCCUUCCACCUCAGGUGUGGAGAUGGAGGGAGAUCGCAUUUCAGCCAUGCGUAAUUGGCCGACUCAAACCAUGGUUAAGGAGGUGCCUUGGCUUUGCCAACUAUUACCGGAGGUUUAUCUGGGGCUUUGGCAAGGUCGCAGCUCCCAUUACCUCCCUGUUGAAGGGUGGGCUGUCCCGGCUCCGCUGGUCUGCUGAGGCUGACCUGGCCUUCAGCAAACUGCGGGGUCUGUUCACCUCAGCCCCAGUACUGGCCCACCCCGAUUCAUCACUACCGUUCGUAGUGGAGGUGGAUGCGUCCGAGGUUGGGAUAGGAGCUGUCCUGUCUCAUCGCUCGGGUACGCCACCCAAGCUCCGCCCCUGUGCGUUCUUUUCGAAGAAGCUCAGCCCGGCGGAGCAGAACUACAGCGUUGGUGAUCGGGAGCUGUUGGCUGUUGUUCGAGCCUUGACCGUGUGGCGGCAUUGGCUCGAGGGGACAAAACACCCUUUCCUCGUCUGGACGGACCACCGUAACCUGGAGUACAUCCGGGCAGCGAGGAGGCUGAAUCCUCGGCAGGCCAGGUGGGCCCUAUUCUUCACCCGGUUUGAUUUCACUCUAUCAUACAUCCCGGGUACGAAGAAUGUGAAGGCAGACGCGCUGUCCCGGCUGUAUGACACAGAGGAGAGGCCCAGAGACAACACUCCCAUACUGCCGGCCUCCUGCAUUGUAGCGCCGGUAGUAUGGGCGAUGGACGCGGAUAUAGAGCAGGCAUUACGCACAGAUCCCUCUCCACCUCAGUGUCCAGAUGGGCUGCAGUACGUGCCUGCUCUUAUCCAUGAUCGUCUGAUCUACUGGGCACACAUGUCACCCUCCUCUGGUCACCCAGGUAUCGGCCGUACAGUGCGCUGCCUGAGCGGAAAGUACUGGUGGCCUACCUUGGCUAAGGACGUGAGGGUGUACGUCUCCUCCUGCUCGGUGUGCGCCCAGAGUAAGGCACCUAGGCACCUCCCAGCGGGUAAGCUACAACCGUUACCAGUUCCACAACGACCAUGGUCUCACCUUAGCAUUGAUUUUCUAACUGAUCUUCCCCUCUCCCAAGGUAACACCACCAUCCUGGUCAUUGUGGACCGCUUCUCCAAGUCCUGCCGCCUCCUUCCUCUGCCUGGUCUCCCCACGGCCCUGCAAACUGCGGAGGCCCUGUUUACUCAUGUCUUCCGGCACUACGGGGUACCAGUGGAUAUAGUGUCUGACCGAGGUCCCCAGUUCACGUCCAAGGUCUGGAAGGCGUUCAUGGAACGUCUGGGGGUCUCGGUCAGCCUGACCUCUGGGUUCCACCCCGUUAGUAAUGGGCAGGUGGAACGGGUAAAUCAGGACGAGGGUAGGUUCCUGCGGUCCUACUGCCAGGACUGGCCAGGGGAGUGGUCGGUGUUCUUGCCAUGGGCAGAAUAUGCCCAGAACUCUCUCCGCCACUCCUCCACUAACCUAAUGCCUUUCCAGUGUGUUCUAAGUUACCAACCGGUUCUGGCACCGUGGCACCAGAGCCAGACCGAGGCUCCUGCGGUGGAUGACGGGUUUCGGCAAGCGGAGGAGAUGUGGGAUGCUGCCCACGUUCACCUCCAACGCGCCGUGCGUUGUCAGAAGGCCAACGCUGACCGCCACCGCAGUGAGGCCCCCGUCUUUGUACCGGUGGAUCGGGUCUGGCUCUCGACCCGGAAUCUGCCCCUCCGCCUGCCCUGCCGGAAGCUGAGCCCAUGGUUUGUGGAGCUGUUCAAAGUCCUGAGGAGAGUCAACGAGGUCAGAUAUAGGUUAUUACUGCCCCCUGAUAGGGCAGGCAUCGUUUCAUGUGUCUCUCCUCAGGCCGGUGGUAGCUGGUCCGCUCCAGGAGUCUGAGGUGCGGGAGGUUCCUCCACCUCCUCUGGAUAUCGAGGGGGCCCCGGCGUACUUGGUCCGUUCCAUCCUGGAUUCGAGCCGUCGGGUGGGGGGCCUUCAGUACCUCGUGGAGUGGGAGGGGUACGGUCCGGAGGAACGGUGCUGGGUCCCGGUGAGGGAUAUCCUCGAUCCCUCCAUUUUUACGGGAUUUCCACCGUCGACAUCCGGCUCGCCCUGCUCCGCGUCCUCCUGGCCGUCCCCGAGGCCGGGGUCGGCGCACUGCUGGAGCCGCACGUCAAGGGGGAGGGGUACUGUCACGACUUCUGCCAAGGUUGCCUCCCCUCCUUGUUCGGGCAGGUUUCUGCGUUCGUCGUCACCGGCUUACUAGCUGCUGCCGAUCCACUUGUCUUGUCUAAUUAAUCACACACACCUGGUCCUUAUCCCCAAUUAGUCAUUGUAUAAGUGUUCCCUCUGCUUCCUUGUCUGUGUGGGUGAUAGUUUGUCGUGAGCUGUGUGUAGCUCGGUUGAGCUACGCUUACCUUGUUGUUGCCAGGGUAGUAUUUUGCCCUGUGCCUGAGUUUUGUUGUCGCAUGCUUGCGCAACCGUUUAUCGACGGAAUAAACUCUUUGGAUACGUAUUACUCUCUUGCGCCUGACUGCUUCUAUCACACGCAUCACAGGUAUUUGCCGAAACACAUUGGUUUUAACAAUAACAUAUAGAUUUUUCAAACAAACCUCAAUUUGUACUACUGAGAGUUGCUGAAUAUGUUUUCAUCUUCAGUUUCAUGAACCUUGGUUUGAAAGCACAGCACCACCCUGUUUCUCUCUUAAUCGCUCUCUCUCUCCCUCAACCCUCUACCCAUCUCCUCUUUUCUUUCUGUCUCUCUCUUUCCCUCCCUCCCUCCCUCCCAGGUUGGUGAGUGGCAUUCGGAGCAUGGUCUGUCCAUGGAGAGCGACAUCAACCUCCACAUCGUGGCCGGCACCAUCUUCAACACCACCCUCACCAUCACCACCAUCUUGGUGAGCGCAGCUUCUCUUUUCGCCACACCAUUUCACCGUGUGCAGGGGUGUAUACAUUAGUGCACACCGUAGAAAAAACAACCAUUUCUUAUUGGACAAGUUAAUGUAGUCCCUCCUCGUUUCGGCCUGUUUGCUUCCGUUUUGCUCCUAUUGAAUACGACCCUGUUUUUGGCUCUACUACUUCUAGUACUCUUCUACUUGUUUUUAAUCCAUCUGCCAACUCAAUUAAGCACAAGCAUACCAAGUGUUCCAGACGCUUUCACUGUUGACCUCGGUAGAUGAGAGACUGGCGUUUCUCAUUUGAGGUACAACCUAAUUGGUGCCCUUGAAAAAAUUGAAAUUCUGCAAGGCUCAUUCUUCAUGGACUCUGUCUCUUCUUCAUUUGCGUUGGCUUGACCUGGUCCGCUGGGUAUGAAAUACCGGCGCAUGACUAGAAUUUUCUCAUCAUUUUCUUACAUGGAGACAGAGAAAUUAUCAAAGAACCUCUACCCUUCAAUCAACUGUAGAUUCAGCCAGAAUACUGUAGUUGGUAGCUACUGUUUUAAUUGGUAGACAGUGUGUGUGGCGCAUUGAUUUUUGGUCACAUACAUAGGCUUACGGUACGGUACGUGGCCUUCAGCUUGCAGAUUGAUUGACUGGCACAAUGGAACCAAUAGAAUAGUUGCAAAACUGCUGACCCCGCCCAUCUGGCAUCCCAGGCAGGCUAAAGCAAGCUGCGUCGUCAUCUCAAGUCUCAAAUGAACACAGGUGGGAAAUGUCGAGUCAUUAUCUUAAUGAAGUGAGAUAAAUAUAUUGUGAAUUGUGUGUGGCUCAUUAAGGGAUAACUGAGAGAAAAACACAUUGGCUCAGAGCUUUUAAUAAAGCAGCCUAGUCAGAAACAGAUGGAAGCACAGAGAAGAACUGAGGGAGGCCCAAGGGAGGGCAUGAGUCAUGGCGAGAGACAGACGAAUCACCCUAGCACGGCUAGCCUAACACACACAUACACACACAAACACUCCCACUCUCUCUCUCUCACAGACACACACGCACACACACACAUACACAUACACACUCUCCCACUCUCUUUCUCUCACAGACACGCAUACGCGCACACACACACACUCCCACUCUCUCUCUCUCACAGACACAGGCACGCACACACACACACCAGGUUGUACCAGUUUGAAGCCUCUUGCAAGAGAGCUAUUAUUUGAUGCUACGUCUGAACCAUGCAAAUUCACUCCAACACAAUACACACAUUCAGAUUCAGAGUGUUAACAUUCACAUGUACAGGGUUGCAGGUGUGAUUGGAGGGUACAGUGAAAAUAUUAGACUUGGAGCUCCAACAUGCAGGACUAGUGAAAUAAAAUAAUGAAAAUGGUAAUAAGGGGAGUAGCAGGGGGAGGGGGGAACAGGUAGCUGACUAGUGGUGGCUAUUCAGCAGCCUGAUGGUCUGAGGGUAGAAACUAUUGGCCAGUCUUUCAGUUUUUGCCAUGAUGCUCCUGUACUGCCCGCGUCUGAAUGAUUGAAGCGGGGAUAACAGGGCAUAGCUUGGGUGCUGGGGUCCCUGAUGAUCUUCUUGGCCUUCCUGCGACACCUGGUGUUGUAGCUGUCCUGUAGGGCUGGCAUUGUGCACCCAAUGAUGCGUUCGGUUGCACGUAUCACCCUCUGAAGAGCCUUGCGGUCCGCGGUGGUGGAAUUGCUGAACCACACUGUGAUGCAGCUCGAUAGUAUGCUCUCGAAUGUGCUCCUGUAGAACACUGUGAGGGCUCUUGGGGACAGGCCGAAUUUCUUCAGGAUCCUGAGUUUUAAGAGUCGCUGUCAGGCCUUCUUCACUACGGUGUCCGUGUGGUUAGACCAUUUCAGCUUCUCUGAGAUGUGUACACUGAGGAAUUUGAAGUUAUUGACCAUCUCCACGUUGAUGAGGAUGGGGGCGUGUCCAGCCUGGUUCCUCCGGAAGUCCACAAUCAGCUCCUUUGUUUUGCUAACGUUGAGGGAGAGGUUGUUUACCUGGCACCACACCGUCAGAGUGCCUGCCUCCUCCCUGUAGACUGUCUUGUCAUUGUUGGAGAUCAGGCCUACUACUGUUGUGUCGUCAGUGAACUUGAUGAUGGGGUUGGAACUGUGUGAGGCCACGCAGUCAUGGGUAUACAGGGAAUACAGGAUGGGACUGAGGACGCACCCUUGUGGGGCCCCAGUGUUGAGGAUCAGUGUCGAGGAAGUAAUUUUGCCUACCUUCACCACCUGGGGGUGGCCCCUCAGGAAUUCCAGGACCCGUCAGGAUGUACAGGACACAGUUGCAUAGGGAGGAGUUCAGACCCAGGGCUGUGAGCUUUGUAAUGAGCUUAUAGGGCACUAUGGUAUUGAAGGCCGAGCUGUAGUCGAUGAACAGCAUCCUCACAUAUGCAUUCCUUUUGUCCAGGUGGGUAAGGGCAGUGUGCAGUGCAAUGGCGAUUGCAUCAUCCGUGGAUCUGUCAGGGCGGUAGGCGAAUUGGAGAGGGUUGAGUGUGUUGGGGAGGGAGGAGGUGAUGUGGUCUUUGACUAGCCUCUCGAAGCACUUCAUGAUGAUGGAAGCACUUCGUGAUGACGCACGUGCAUGCAAAUUAACGCUAACACAUGCACACGUCUCAGCUUGUACCAGUUUGAUGCCCCUUCAUGCAGGAGAACCCCUAUGUGAUGCUGAGGCCCAACCACCAGGCCCUGGAGGGCAACGAGCGCUACGAAGGAUUUUGUGUGGACAUGCUGCAAGAGCUGGCCGAGCUGCUGCACUUCAGCUACCGUCUGCGGCUGGUGGCAGAUGGCGUGUACGGCGUGCCCGGCGCCAACGGCACCUGGACGGGCAUGGUGGGCGAGCUCAUCUCCAGGGUGAGCACUGAGUGAGUGAGUGCUGCUGAGUGUGAGUGUGGCCAAAAAUCAUCUCCCUCUCUAUUGCCCUAUGUUUGUAUAGUUAGGGUAUGGUGAUGUCUUGGUGUCACAGGUACUGCAGUCACAAGUUAUACCACCUGUAGGUAGGAGGAGAUAAAUGGUGUAAAUACCCUGUUGUAGCGCUAUUGUUUCAUACCCAGCCAUCACCUGUGUCUCAAGAUGUCUCAAGACAUGGUGAUGGCUAGGUAUGUUAUUGCUGAUUACACAAGAUAUGUUUACUUCUCAUCCUCCUGAAAUAGUCAUUGGAAUGGGAUUGUCCUUCAAAGGUAACAUUCCAGAUAACAGAUAAUGAACAUAAACGCAUGUAUUAGGAUCCAAACUAGAUAGAUUAGGAUCCAAACACGAUAUCUUGCUUUUUAAUUUAAUCUGAAUGAAGAAUCAAGAUAUCGUCAAUUAGCUGUUGCAGUACAGUGCCUUUGACUUAUUCCAUAUGUUUUUCAGAAAGAUUGUAACUUCCAUCAAUGUAUUUGUCUGCAUCACUUCCAAUCCCCCAUAUGUUUUUUUUUUAUCGCAAAUAUACAGUGAGGGAGAAAAGUAUUUGAUCCCCUGCUGAUUUUGUACGUUUGCCCACUGACAAAGACAUGAUCAGUCUAUAAUUUUAAUGGUAGUUUUAUUUGAACAGUGAGAGACAGAAUAACAACAAAUAAAUCCAGAAAAAUAUAUGUCAAAAAUGUUAUAAAUUGAUUUGCAUUUUAAUGAGGGAAAUAAGUAUUUGACCCCUCUGCAAAACAUGACUUAGUACUUGGUGGCAAAACCCUUGUUGGCAAUCACAGAGGUCAGACGUUUCUUGUAGUUGGCCACCAGGUUUGCACACAUCUCAGGAGGGAUUUUGUCCCACUCCUCUUUGCAGAUCUUCUCCAAGUCAUUAAGGUUUCGAGGUUGACGUUUGGCAACUCGAAUCUUCAGCUCCCUCCACAGAUUUUCUAUGGGAUUAAGGUCUGGAGAUUGGCUAGGCCACUCCAGGACCUUAAUGUGCUUCUUCUUGAGCCACUCUUUUGUUGCCUUGGCCGUGUGUUUUGGGUCAUUGUCAUGCUGGAAUACCCAUCCACGACCCAUUUUCAAUGCCCUGGCUGAGGGAAGGAGGUUCUCACCCAAGAUUUGACGGUACAUGGCCCCGUCCAUCGUUCCUUUAAUGCCGUGAAGUUGUCCCGUCCCCUUAGCAGAAAAACACCCCCAAAGCAUAAUGUUUCCACCUCCAUGUUUGACGGUGAGGAUGGUGUUCUUGGGGUCAUAGGCAGCAUUCCUCCUCCUCCAAACACGGCGAGUUGAGUUGAUUCCAAAAGCUCCAUUUUGGUCUCAUCUGACCACAACACUUUCACCCAGUUCUCCUCUAAAUCAUUCAGAUGUUCAUUGGCAAACUUCAGAUGGCCCUGUAUAUGUGCUUUCUUGAGCAGGGGGACCUUGCGGGCGCUGCAGGAUUUCAGUCCUUCACGGCGUAGUGUGUUACCAAUUGUUUUCUUGGUGACUAUGGUCCCAGCUGCCUUGAGAUCCCGUGUAGUUCUGGGAUGAUUCCACACCGUUCUCAUGUCAGUGGGCAAACGUACAAAAUCAGCAGGGGAUCAAAUACUUUUUUCCCUCACUGUGUGAGUGGCGCAGUGGUCUAAGGCACUGCAUCGCAGUGCUAGCUGUGCCACUAGAUAUCCUGGUUCGAAUCCAGGCUCUGUCGUAGCCGGCCGCGACCGGGAGACCCAUGGGGCGGCGCACAAUUGGCCCAGCGUCGUCCAGGGUAGGGGAGGGAAUGGCCGGCAGGGAUGUAGCUCAGUUGGUAGAGGAUGGCGUUUGCAACGCCAGGGUUGUGGGUUUGAUUCCCACGGGGGGCCAGUAUGAAAAAAAAAUACUAAAAAUAAUGUAUGCACUCACUAACUGUAAGUCGCUCUGGAUAAGAGCGUCUGCUAAAUGACUAGAAUGUAAAUGUAAAUAUAUAUAUUACACAUUUCCUUUUUUAAAAUAUGUUUCCCUUUAUUACUUUCCAACCCCACCACCCCUUCCCUAAUUGGAGUAAACUAGUGAACAACAAUGCUUAGGCCUCUACUUCCAGCUUAUACGUACUAUAUACAUUUUAUGGACACAGUCAAUUUUUCAAUAAUUCUAUUUUGUUUGUUUUUACUCCUGAACUUCCUCUACCCUCAACCUCUCCGAUCAUUUUCAUGAUGUCCAUCCGGUUUGCUUCUAUAUGCCAUAUCUUUCUAACUGUGCUCUUUCACAAAAGCUCUCAACCUAUAACCUAUAUACUUAUUAUGGACACAGUAUGCUUACAUUAUUAGUUAUCUUGUUGUUAAAGUCCCAUCCUUCAACUCCAUUCAACACCACCAUCUAUGUCUUAACACCAUCCAUAUUGGAUUUCUAUAUGCCAUAUAUUUUUCAACUAUACUGUAAUGUUUUACAAAAGUUCUGAACCUUUCUAUUCUCAUUCUUUCUACAGAUUGUAAAUUGAAAAUAAACAUUUUUGCUAAAAGUAUUAUUAUAUUAUUGAUCGAUUGACUAUGACUUUUCAGAUCACCCAGUAAUGCUAUCUGCAGGGUUAGCUCCAGGUAAACAUUGCAAUCCUUUAGCCAUUCCUGGACCUGUGUCCAAAAACAAGCUACAAAUGGACAGUACCAAAACAAAUGAUCUAAUGAUUCUGUCUCUUCGCAGCAAAAUCUGCAGAGCUGGGAAGAUUGUAUCCCCCAUAUAAAUAACAUUCUAUUGGUAGCAAGAAUUCUAUAUAAUAAUUUAAAUUGAAAAAUUCAAAGUUUUGAAUCCGGCGUCGUUUUGCGUAUCAGUUCAUAAACAUUAUGCCAUGGGAUCGUUACGUCAUAUCUCAGACUGCCCAUCUUAAUCUUUUAUUUUUAUUGGCCAGUCUGAGAUAUGGCUUUUUCUUUGCAACUCUGCCUAGAAGGUCAGCAUCCCGGAGUCACCUCUUCACUGUUGACGUUGAGACUGGUGUUUUGCGGGUACUAUUUAAUGAAGCUGCCAGUUGAGGACCUGUGAGGCAUCUGUUUCUCAAACUAGACACCCUAAUGUAUUUGUCCUCUUGCUCAGUUGUGCACCGGGGCCUCCCACUCCUCUUUCUAUUCUGGUUAGAGACAGUUUGCGCUGUUCUGUGAAGAGAGUAGUACACAGCGUUGUAUGAGAUCUUCAGUUUCUUGGCAAUUUCUCGCAUAGAAUAGCCUUCAUUUCUCAGAACAAGAAUAGACUGACGAGUUUCAGAAGAAAGUUCUUUGUUUCUGGCCAUUUUGAGCCUGUAAUCGAACCCACAAUUGCUGAUGCUCCAGAUACUCAACUAGUCUCAAGAAGGCCAGUUUUAUUGCUUCUUUAAUCAGCACAACAGUUUUCAGCUGUGCUAACAUAAUUGCAAAAGGGUUUUCUAAGGAUCAAUUAGCCUUUUAAAAUGAUAAACUUGGAUUAGCAAACACAACGUGCCAUUGGAGCACAGAACUGAUGGUUGCUGAUAAUGGGCCUCUGUACGCCUAUGUAGAUAUUCCAUUAAAAAUCAGCCGUUUCCAGCUACAAUAGCCAUUUACAACAUUAACAAUGUCUACACUGUAUUUCUGAUCAAUUUGAUGUUAUUUUAAUGGACAAAGAAAUUGCUUUUCUUUUGAAAACAAGGACAUUUCUAAGUUACCCCAAACUUUUGAAUGGUAGUGUAUAUCUGGGGAAGGGUAUAAAACAAUUUCUAGAGUGUUAAAAGUUUCCAAGAGCUCAGUGGUCUCGAUCAUUGGGAAAUUGAAAAAAUAUGGAACUACCCAGACUCUGUCUAGAGCUGGCUGUCCGACCAAACUGAGCAACCAGGCAAGAAGGACCUUGGUCAGGGAGGUGACCAAGAACCAAAUGACCACUCUGGCAGAGCUACAGAGUUCCUUGGCUGAGAUGGGAGAACCUGCAAGAAGGACAACAGUCUCUACAGCACUUCACCAAUCUGGGCUUUAUGAGAAAAAGGCACAUGACAGCACGCCUGGAGUUUGCAAAAAGGCACGUGAAAGACUGAGAUCAUAAGGCAAAAUAUUAUGUGGUCUGAUGAGACAGAAAUUUAACUCUUUGGCCUGAAUGCAAAGCGUUAUGUCUAGAGAGAACCAGGCACAGCUCAUCACCCAUCUAACACCAUCCAUACCGUGAAGCAUGGUUGUGGCAGCAUCAUGCUAUGGGGAUGCCUUUCGGCAGCAUGGACUGGGAGACUGGUAAGGAUAGAGGGAACAAUGAAUGGAGCCAAAUACAGGCAAAUCUUCAUUGAGAACCUGCUUCAGAGUGCAAAUUAUAUGCAUUCCAACAGGACAAUGACCCCAAGCAUACAGCCAAAGCAAUGCUGGAAUGGCUUCAGAACAAGGAUCUGAAAGCCCAGACUUGAAUUCCCAUUGAAAAUCUGUGGAAAGACUUGAAGAUUGCUGUUCACCGCUGCUCCCCAUCUAACUUAACAGAGCUUGAGAAAAUCUGCAAGGAAGAAUGGGAGAAAAUCCCCAAAGCUGAUACAGACAUACCCAAGACGGCUCAAAGCUGUAAUUGCCACCAAAGGUGCUUCUACAAAGUAUUGACUCAGGGGUGUGAAUACUUAUGUAAAUUCGAUAUUUCUGUAUUUCAUUUUCAAUAAAUUUGUUAAAAUUUCUAAAAACAUGUUUUCACUUUGUCAUUAUAGGGUAUUGUGUGUAGGUGGGUGAAUAAAACACAAAUUUAAUUCAUUUUGAAUUAAGGCUGUAAUAAGUCAAGGGGUAUGAAUAAUUUCUGAAGGCACUGUAUAUAUUACAGUAUAUAGGUGAUACCGUCCACCGCUCCUUCCAAUUUUUGUUGAGAAAUUCAAUUUUGGAGGGAAAUUUCAGAGUUGAGUGAAAAUUCAGAGUUGAGGAGGUGACGGAGGAUGAAGAAGAGAAGGACGGGGACGUCAGGAGGAGUUUGUUCUCUCUCUGUCCUCUGCCUCAAUCGCUCCACUUUAUGGCCCAGGUCUCUGUAAUAUCGCUGUAGCCUUUAUGGACACGUCCUUUACUGAGCAGACCUGGGUUCAAAUACUAUUUGAAAUAAUUUCAAAUGCUUUAUCUGUGCUUGAUUGAGUUUGCCUGGUGCAAUGGAACCAAUAGAAUAUCCCAAAACUGUAAACCCUGCCCAUCUGUCACUAGGCAGGCUAGAGCAAACUCUCAAAGUAUAUGAAAGAUUUCAAAUGGUAUUUGAACCCAGGUCUGAUACUAAGAUCUCUUAUGGGGGUCACUGCUGUGCCCUUUCAUUUGCUGCCCACUGCACUGUGAUGUGUGUUCUGUCAACUGGGAUCCAUUCCAAAGGGAGGCCAUAGGAAUGUUUGCUGCCCCAUGGAAAAACUCCACUAGGGUAACAGUAUGGCUAUGUCCAAAAUGGCACCCUAUUCCCUAUAUAGUGCACUACUUUUGACCAGGGACCUAUGGGGCCCUGGUCAAAAGUACUGCACUAUAUAGGGAAUAGGGUGCCAUUUUGGACACAACCUAUGUAUAUACUGUAUGUGUUCUAUUUGGCACUUGUAUAAUGCUGCCACGGGAAUGUAAUGGAUGGUCAUGGUGGUUAUGAUGAUGAACCUGAUAAUUGCGUUGGCUUUAUUUAUUUGAAUGGUUUUAAGGAUGAGCCAAGGAAACUUCGUUUGUAGUCCCGUGUAGCUCAGUUGGUAGAGCAUGGCGUUUGCAACGCCAGGGUUGUGGGUUCGAUUCCCACGGGGGGCCAGUAUGAAAAAUGUAUGCACUCACUAACUGUAAGUCGCUCUGGAUAAGAGUGUCUGCUAAAUGAGUAAAAUGUAAAAAUGUAAAACCUUCUCUCAAAUUAGGUGCAUCGAUGAAUGGGUUGUUUAAAUAAGAUUUUGACGUCAGUCCAGGUGUCAGUAGAAUAUUUUUGAAAUGUUUUGAAAUAUAAACCAUGGCUCAAGGUCCACUACACUGCUGGGUUGUGUUUAUUAGAGCAUGCAACAGAAAAUAAAAAUUAGCGUUUCUUAUUGGACAAUUAGAGGUAGUCCCUCCCUGUUUUAGUCCAUUUUCUUCCAUUUGAUGCCGAAUGAACAUAACCCUGGUUUUCAUCUGUCCCCUGUAAUCAGGGACUAAUUCAGAAUUUGGUCACCAAAUGAAUGAAUUCUCUGGCCAAUUAAUGACAUAAAUCAACGGCUCUACUUAGAUUCUUGAGGCCUGGAUUUUGAAUAACCUUCUACACACAUUUAGCAGACACUUUUAUCCAAAGCGACUUACGGUGGUGCAUGCUUAAUUUUUCUGUGUGGGUCGCCCCAGCAGGAAUCGAACCCACAAUCCUGACGUUUCAUGUGCCAUGCUCUACUAACUGAGCCACACAAGACCAGUUUGCCAUAUUUACCUGUCGCUAACAGUAGGCUAACUGCAGUAGGCUAACUGUUAUCUCUUCCAGAAAGCUGACCUGGCUGUAGCGGGGCUCACCAUCACCUCAGAGAGAGAGAAGGUCAUUGACUUCUCCAAACCCUUCAUGACCCUGGGCAUCAGCAUCAUGUACACAGCACACAUGGUGAGACACACACACACACGCAUGCACACACACACAUACACACACACAACCAUGCAUAGAGAACCUGUUAAACAAUGGUAACCAACUUUAGUCCAGGAGGAAAUAUAGGAUGAAGUUGCCCCUAGACUCUGAUCUUGGGUCAGUUUCGCAUUUGGGGGAUGCCAAGCUGAUCCUAGAUCUGAUCCAGAUCAGUGGUUCUCAAACUGUUCGCCAAACAAUUUGCUAUGAGACUCGAAAUUGAGCUCAGGUGCAUUCUGUUUCCAUUGAUCAUCCUUGAGAUGUUUCUACAACUUGAUUAGAGUCCUAAAUAACGUCCCACAGUUAAAAGUGCAUGUCAGAGCAAAAACCAAGCCAUGAGGACGAAGGAAUUGUCCGUUGAGCUCCGAGACAGGAUUGUGUCGAGGCACAGAUCUGGGGAAGGGUACCAAAAAAUGUCUGCAGCAUUGAAGGUCCCCAAGAACACAGUGGCCUCCAUCAUUCUUAAAUGGAAGAAGUUUGGAACCACCAAGACUCUUCCUAGAGCUGGCCACUCGGCCAAACUGAGCAAUCGGGGGAGAAGGGCCUUGGUCUGGGAGGUGACCAAGAAUCUGAUGGUCACUCUGACAGCGCUCCAGAGUUCCUCUGUGGAGAUGGGAGAACCUUCCAGUAGGACAACCAUCUCUGCAGCACUUCACCAAUCAGGCCUUUAUGGUAGAGUGGCCAGACGAAAGCACUCCUCAGUAAAAGGCACAUGACAGCCCGCUUGGAGUUUGCCAAAAGGCACCUAAAGGACUCUGACCAUGAGAAACAAGAUUCUCUGGUCUGAUGAAACCAAGAUUGAACUCUUUGGCCUGAAUGCCAAGCGUCACGUCUGGAGGAAACCUGGCACCAUCCCUACAGUGAAGCAUGGAGGUGGCAGCAACAUGCUGUGGGGAUGUUUUUCAGUGGCAGGGAGACUAGUCAGGGUCGAGGGAAAGAUGAACGGAGCAAAGUACAGAGAGAGAACCUCCUCCACAGUUUGUCUUGAACAGUGCUUGUGCCCAAAGAAAUAGAUGUGGCGAGGGAUGUUCCCCAAUGCUGGAAGGGGGACCCCGAGUGAAAAGUUAUAUAUACUGUAUAGGCAACUUCUACCCGGAGCAUCCUGGAGAGCUACAGGUAGUGCAGCCUUUUCUUCUAGCCUAGUGCUAACACACCAGAUUUGAAUCAUCAACUAAUUCUCAAGACCUUGAUCGGGUGAAUCCAGUGUGUGAGUGCUGAGGUGGAACACAACCCUGCACACCCUGAAGCUCUCCAGGACCAGGGUUGGUGACAACUGGGCUCCCCAGGACCAGGGUUGGUGGCAUCUGUUGUAAGAGAUGCUAGAUCAUAACAGACAGAUUCAUGAAUUGAAUAUAUGACUAUGCUGAAACCUCGUGAGUGUACCCCAAUUCAUUGUUUCUCAUCAACCACAUCAAUGAGUGAAUAGCACUUUCCUGGCAACUACUGAAUCUCCAUGGUAUUGCUUUAUAGCCUGGUGGAUCCAGAAUUAACACUACUUUCAUUAUUUGUUUCACUCCGCUUAUCAGUCUGGCUUCAAACCAAUAGAUGGGCGAAGUGAAAACACAGUGAACGUUGGUAGUGUCUAAGCUAAAUUCUUUAUGCUCUUGCUUCUUUAGACCCGUCGACCAGGCUACUGGUCCUUCCUAAACCCCUUCUCUCCAGGCGUAUGGCUUUUCAUGCUGCUGGCCUACCUGAUUGUCAGCUGUGUGCUCUUCCUAGUGGCCAGGUAAGUGUGCAGCUCAACACUGACACCUACAGAUGAGGUCAUACAGUGCAUUCAAAGUAUUCAGACCCCUUGACUUUUUCCACGUUACAGCCUUAUUCUAAAAUGUAUAAAAUAAAAUCCUUAUCAAUCUACACACAAUGCCCCAUAAUGACAAAGCGAAAAAAGGUUUUUAGAAAUUUUUGCAAAUGUAUUACAAAUUAAAAAACAGAAAUACCAUAUUUACAUAAGUAAAUAAGUAUUCAGACCCUUUGCUAUGAGACUCGAAAUUGAGCUCAAGUGCAUUCUGUUUCGAUUGAUCAUCCUUGAGAUGUUUCUACAACUUCAUUGGAGUCCACCUGCGGUAAAUUCAAUUGAUUGGACAUGAUUUGGAAAGGCACACACCUGUCUAUAUAAGGACUCACAGUUGACAGUGCAUGUCAGAGCAAAAACCAAGCCAUGAGGUCGAAGGAAUUGUCCGUAGAGCUCCGAGACAGGAUUGUGUCGAGCCACAGAUCUGGGUAAGGGUACCCAAACAUUUCUGCAGCAUUGAAGGUCCCCAAGAACACAGUGGCCUCCAUCAUUCUUAAAUGGAAGAAGUUUGGAACCACCAAGACUCUUCCUAGAGCUGGCCGCCCGGCCAAACUGAGCAAUCGUGGGAGAAGGGCCUUGGUCAGGGAGGUGACCAAGAACGAGAUGGUUGCUCUGACAGAGCUCCAGAGUUCCUCUGUGGAGAUGGGAGAACCUUCCAGAAGGACAACCAUCUCUGCAGCACUCCACCAAUCAGACCGUUAUGGUAGUGGCCAGACAGAAGCACCUCCUCAGUAAAAGGCACAUGACAGCCCGCUUGGAAUUUGCCAAAACACACCUAAAGGACUCUCAGACCAUGAGAAACAAGAUUCUCUGGUCUGAUGAAACCAAGAUUGAACUCUUUGGCCUAAAUGCCAAGCAUCACGUCUGGAGGAGACCUGGCACCAUCCCUACAGUGAAGCGUGGUGGUAGCAUCAUGCUGUGGGGAUGUUUUUCAGCUGCAGGGACUGGGAGACUAGUCAGGAUCGAGGGAAAGAUGAGCAGAGCAAAGUACAGAGAGAUCCUUGAUGAAAGCCUGAUCCAGAGCGCUCAGGACCUCAGACUAGGAUGAAGGUGAAUCUUUAAACAGGACAACAACCCUAAGCACACAGCCAAGACAACGCAGGAGUGGCUUCGGGACAAGUCUCUGAAUGUCCUUGUGUGGCCCAGCCAGAACCCGGACUUGAACCAAAUCGAACAUCUUGAGAGGAUCUGCAGAGAAGAAUGGGAGAAACUCCCCAAAUACAGGUGUGCCAAGCUUGUAGCAUCAUAUCCAAGACGACUUGAGGCUGUAAUCGCUGCAACAAAGUACUGAGUAAAGGGUCUGAAUAUUUAUUAUUUUUAAUACAUUUGAAAACAUUUCUAAAAACCUGUUUUUGCUUUGUCAUUAUGAAGUAUUUUGAUGAGGGGAAAAAAAUGAUUUAAUCAAUGUUAGAAUAAGGCUGUUACGUAACAAAAUGUGGAAAAAGUCAAGGGGUCUGAAUACUUUCCGAAUGCACUGUAUAUACUGGCACCCUUGCAUGAUUCACUAUUUCUUCUAAAAUAGAUUGAAAUUGAAAAAACUUUGGGUGUUUACACGUGUAUUUGUUUGUUUCACAACUACGCAGGACACACACAAAAUUAAUCUAUAUUGAAAUUUAGAUUUUUCACUUCAAAGUCAAAUGGCCUGGACUAAAUUAUUCAACAUUUUAAUUAACUUGGUUAGAGGCAAUGAUUCUCGUUUACUCUGUAAUUUAUCUCAACUGUGGUAAAUAACAGGUGCCUACAGGGUAAAAAUAGCUAUUCAACCAGUUUUUAAAAAAAUAAUUAAAAGAACAUUCUGCACCAUUCCACUCCAUUGUAAAGUGCAAGGGUGCCAAUAUAUUUGACCACAUCUGUACUUGCAGUGCUGUGGAAGUGCAACAAGCGUUCUAUUAUGAAACUGCUGUCCACUUUCCACUCAAUUUUUCCUCAUCACAUUUUGCGACCUGUCUGGUAGGCACAAAAGGGAGGAAAUAAUUUGAAAAUGGCAAAUUAAAAUUAGCACACUUAUUGGUCAAGUUCAGGUUGCAGUUUACCUCCCGUUUUUAAAUAUUUUCCUUCUAUUGUGUGCCUAUUCAACACGAUCCUAGAUGUAGGCUUUAAUUUUCCGUAUAAUGACAACCCGUUUUAUAUUCCCCAGGCUAACGCCGUAUGAGUGGUGUAGUACUGAGCCAUGCUUGCGGGGGCGCUGUAAGCUGGUGCUGAACCAGUACACUCUGGGAAACAGUCUGUGGUUCCCUGUAGGGGGGUUCAUGCAGCAAGGCUCAGCCAUCACCCCCCAUGCCCUGUCCACACGCUGCCUCAGCGCUGUCUGGUGAGUAGACCACAAGAAACCCCUACAUAGGGAUUGACCCAUAGGCACGCAAAUACACACACAGACGUUUAACAUUUGCCAACGCAAAAAUAACCAUUUGCCAUUCACAUUAACUCACUAACAUUGAUACACACACACACACACAGGUAUUGAUGCACUCCAUGCUUAACACACUGUAUGAACCAAUUUGACUGUCUCGCGCUAAGCAAGUAAAUGGGUCUUGCACUUAACGGGGAGCCUUCCUGUGUACUAAGAACAGCUUGUGCUGUUCCUUCCUGCUGCAGGUGGUUCUUCACCCUGAUCAUAGUGUCCUCCUACACAGCCAACCUGGCUGCCUUCCUCACCGUUCAGAGGAUGGAGGUGCCCAUCGAGUCUGUGGAUGACCUGGCAGACCAGACCAUCAUAGAGUAUGGCACCAUGCAGGGAGGCUCCACCAUGACCUUCUUCCAGGUAGAGAGAGAGAGAGAGUGUGCGUGAGAUUGAGAGAUUGUGUGUGAGAUGGAGGGAGAGAGCGUGUGAGAUGGAGGGAGAGAGCGUGUGAGAUGGAGGGAGAGAGCGUGUGAGAUGGAGGGAGAGAGCGUGUGAGAUGGAGGGAGAGAGCGUGUGAGAUGGAGGGAGAGAGCGUGUGAGGGCAAGAGUGAGAGAGAAAGGAGUCAUAAUGCUUGCCAUCUCACAGUUUCCCAGCAGACACAACUGCUUGAAAUUACAUCACAGUAACGUUGUUUCAACCAGUUUUCCCUCUGGGCACACUGAUUUUUUUACAGACUUGUCUUUAUCUCUCUUGCUUGCCCACAGAACUCACAGUACCAGACCUACCAGCGCAUGUGGAACUUCAUGCAUGCCAAGCAAACCAGUGUGUUUGUGAAGAGCACGGAGGAAGGCAUCGACCGGGUGCUCAACUCCAACUACGCCUACCUGUUGGAGAGCACCAUGAACGAGUACUACCGCCAGCGCAACUGUAACCUCACACAGAUAGGAGGACUGCUGGACACCAAGGGCUACGGCAUCGGCAUGCCACUGGGUAAGACCUGUUCAGAAGUGCACAAUGUAUCUUUUAAUCGGACUCUCUUAAAAUGGUUUCAAUCUUUGAACCUUCUGGAUCGUCCAGUGUUUGCUGCAUAGAGAGAAUAAAGUGUCGUAUCUGCAAAUACAAAGAACUGAGAGGCUGGGAUUCCAUACUUCUUCUGUAGUUGGUCAAACGAGAGCAGUGACCCCUUGUCAUAAAGAUAUGAAAAAUAAAUGAUUCCCUUUUCUGCCCAAGACUUCAAUAUGCUGUCUUUGAAGGGAGAGGUGGAUUAUUGCAAAUGUGUUUACAGUGAGGGAAAAAGUAUUUGAUCCCUUGCUGAUUUUGUACAUUUGCCCACUGACAAAGAAAUGAUCAGUCUAUAAUUUUAAUGGUAGGUUUAUUUGAACAGUCAGAGACAGAAUAACAACAAAAAUAUCCAGAAAAACGCAUGUCAAAAUGUUAUAAAUUGAUUUGCAUUUUAAUGAGGGAAAUAAGUAUUUGACCCCCUCUCAAUCAGAAAGAUUUCUGGCUCCCAGGUGUCUUUUAUACAGGUAACGAGCUGAGAUCAGGAGCACACUCUUAAAGGGAGUGCUCCUAAUCUCAGCUUGUUACCUGUAUAAAAGACACCUGUCCACAGAAGCAAUCAAUCAGAUUCCAAACUCUCUACCAUGGCCAAGACCAAAGAGCUCUCCAAGGAUGUCAGGGACAAGAUUGUAGACCUACACAAGGCUGGAAUGGGCUACAAGACCAUCGCCAAGCAGCUUGGUGAGAAGGUGACAACAGUUGGUGCAAUUAUUCGCAAAUGGAAGAAACACAAAAGAACUGUCAAUCUCCCUCGGCCUGGGGCUCCAUGCAAGAUCUCACCUUGUGGAGUUCAUGAGAACGGUGAGGAAUCAGCCCAGAACUACACGGGAGGAUCUUGUUAAUGAUCUCAAGGCACCUGGGACCAUAGUCACCAAGAAAACAAUUGGUAACACACUACGCCGUGAAGGACUGAAAUCCUGCAGCACCCGCAAGGUCCCCCUGCUCAAGAAAGCACAUACACAGGGCCGUCUGAAGUUUGCCAAUGAACAUCUGAAUGAUUCAGAGGAGAACUGGGUGAAAGUUUUGUGGUCAGAUGAGACCAAAAUCGAGCUCUUUGGUAUCAACUCAACUCGUCGUGUUUGGAGGAGGAGGAAUGCUGCCUAUGACCCCAAGAACACCAUCCCCACCGUCAAACAUGGAGGUGGAAACAUUAUGGUUUGGGGGUGUUUUUCUGCUAAGGGGACAGGACAACUUCACCGCAUCAAAGGGACGAUGGACGAGGCCAUGUACCGUCAAAUCUUCCCUCAGCCAGGGCACUGAAAAUGGGUCGUGGAUGGGUAUUCCAGCAUGACAAUGACCCAAAACACACAGCCAAGUCAACAAAGGAGUGGCUCAAGAAGAGGCACAUUAAGGUCCUGGAGUGGUCUAGCCAGUCUCCAGACCUUAAUCCCAUAGAAAAUCUGUGGAGGGAGGUGAAGGUUUGAGUUGCCAAACGUCAGCCUCGAAACCUUAAUGACUUGGAGAAGAUCUGCAAAGAGGAGUGGAACAAAAUCCCUCCUGAGAUGUGUGCAAACCUGGUGGCCAACUACAAGAAACGUCUGACCUCUGUGAUUGCCAACAAGGGUUUUGCCACCAAGUACUAAGUCAUGUUUUGAAGAGGGGUCAAAUACUUAUUUCCCUCAUUAAAAUGCUAAUCAAUUUAUAACAUUUUUGACAUGCGUUUUUCUGGAUUUUUUGUUGUUGUUAUACUGUCUCUCACUGUUCAAAUAAACCUACCAUUAAAAUUAUAGACUGAUCAUGUCUUUGUCAGUGGGCAAACGUACAAAAUCAGCAGGGGAUCAAAUACUUUUUUCUCUCACUGUAUAAGGGGAUAGAGGCUUAUUCCAUUUCAUAAAUCUGUGCAGUUUCUCAUUUUCUUAUUGAGUCUAUUAUAAUACAAUAAUCAGACACCGGUUGUGUAGCUUUUUGAGACAGAAAACAUCUGAAAGUUGGCUUUAGUGUUCUUAUUGGAGAAGUUCAGAUAGUACCUCCUUUGUUUCAAAAUGUUUCUCCUGUUUUGUGCCCACUGAACACAACCCUGAGGAUAGAAUGUCUAGAAUUAGGUGAUCCGAAGUCACUUACAUUUGAUUGCAAGGUUUAUUCGUAGUUUAGAGUAAACUGUAUUGUAUUGUAAACUGUACUGUAUUGUAAACUGUAUUGUAAACUGUACUGAACUGUAAACUGUAUUCUAUGUUAUCAGGCUCAGUGUACCGGGACGAGAUCGACCUGGCCGUACUCAAACUCCAAGAGGACAACAGGCUGGAGAUCCUUAAGCGGAAGUGGUGGCAGGGAGACAAGUGUUCCAAAGAGGAGGACCAUCGAGCACAGGGUACACUUUCAUACACUACCUUAACUACUGUCCAUAGACAGGAAAAUAUACAGUAUCAGUGCAACUUGUCUCUAAACUGAAGUUAUAGAACUGCUGGAAUUGGAACCACAAUCUGCUGACUCAAAGUCAAGUAUAUAUUUUUGUUUAUCACAAGUUAUUUAUCAUAGCACACAACAGAAGACGACACUGUGGGGAAAAUCUCCCAGCAUUCAACAACUAUAUUAUUUAUACAGCAAUGCAACAUCAAUGGUGAUGCACAGAGUAAGGCUGGGAUUCAAUCUGAUCGUGGGUUAUAGGCAUUGCAGCUUUUAAAGGCCAUGUUCCUGCGUCUGUGGAGAUCCCAUUCACGGUAAACGCUGCGUAUGUUGGCUCAAUUGGAAAUUGCCUUCAAAAGCCGCAAUGCCUUUAACCCAGUGGUCAUAUGGUGAUAAACUUCCCUAAGACCUCUAUGUUUCUCUUUCUCUCUGGGGUAGGUCUGGGCAUGGAGAAUAUAGGUGGGGUCUUUGUUGUCCUGUUGUCUGGUCUACUGCUGGCUGUGUUCAUGGCGGGGCUGGAGUUCGCCUGGGUGCAGCAACAUUCGCCGAGGUCAGAGGUAAGGGGUCAUCUGUAGCUGCUCUCCCAACUUAGUAGCCAGCUGCCCUCUUAGGGUCAAAUCAUAACUUCCACUUAAGUCAAAAUCUUCACUCAGGCUGGGAUUCAACCCUAGGGGCGUUAUAGAGCAGCGCACUAUACAGCCAACAACGCGUCUUUUAAAGGCAUUUUCCCUGGCGUUCGCAGAGAUCGCAUUCAUGGUAAAAGCUGCGCAUGUCGGCUCAAAUGUAAAUGACCUUUAAAAGAUGGUGAAGGCUAGUCUUCCUGGGGUCCAACAUAACGAAAAAGACAUUACAGACAAAAAUACUUUACAAUUUGCAUACAUUUAUGCAUUUGUUCUUCAGUAUGUAAGGUUUCAUACCUGAUUGACAAUGCAACUUUACAUCUGAAGUUAAAUAAACAAAUUAGAACCUAGACCUCACGAAGAAUGUAAAGCGGAGGAAAAAAAGCUUUAACCCAAAGCACUGAAAACCAGCAAUCCUUCUCCUGUUUCAAAAGAUGACUGUGCCAAAGUUGGACUUAUUGUUGUACCCUUUCCAUUAUUUCCUAGUUCUCCAUGUGUACAGAGAUGCUGAGGGCUCUCCAUGGGAUCCUGCUGUGCGAGGAGAGUAUGGCACUGCAUGUUUUAGGAGGCCCAGGGACAUUACUACAGACACACACUCCACUCCCAGAGGAGCGUGGCGGGCCCAGGACAGCCACUUGCACCCUCAGUAAUGGCAUGGUGUGCAGGAUGGACAACAGUAGCAGCGGUCCUAUGGAGUCACUGUCUCAUAGACUGGCACAGGAAGUCAUUUUGGGUCCACGGGGCUGCACUCACGUCCGCAUCUGCCCAGAGUGCAGGGGAUAUAAAGGACUGCGGGUGCAAACACUGCCGCCCAGAGAACACUCACCAGACCUCAGAGAGGAGAAUGUUUAGUGCAGCGUUGCCCAACUGGCGGUCCUCGGAUGAUUUUAUUUGGCCCUGAAGUUUCUGAGCAAAAAUACAUGUAUUAUUUAUUGUUGGACAUAAGACUGAAAACACCAGCAAAUCAGCUCCAAGUGAUUUUAAUGUUGGAAACCUGUUCCAAAGUAUUCCCACGCGUAAUAGCGAUAUGUGAUCAUAUACAAAUGUAAAAGCACGGUUUGAAAUGAUGUUUGAGUCAAAUAUAUUUGUUUGGGCUUCUUGCAGUUUACAAAUGAUUUGUAAUUAUGUUCUGGCCCCCUGACCAUCCGCUCAACAUAAAAUCAGCCCAUGGCUGAAUCUAGUUGAUGAUCCCUGGUUUAGUGAUCCCUGACCACUGAGGUGUAUAUGUUUGAACUAGAGACAGCGUCCAUUGUUUUAAAUAUAAUCUACUCACGUUCACAUAUGCCGUUUCGUGAUUGUCUAGAUCGGGUUUUAUAGAGCCAAUUACGCCUGCGCAUUAGCACUGUGCGCACUGGAGCAGUGACGAUGUCAUCACGUCAUCCAGAAACAGACAGUGGAUGACUAUAAAAUGAGUCUUUGGCUGUGAUUGAUAAAAUAAAAUAAAUACCUUCAUAAUUUAAUGGAUGUUUUGUGUACAACGGUGAUGACUAAAGUGUCUUACUUGCAAUUUUCAAAUUUGACUUCUCCACGGCUCUUUUUGGACUUGACUUCAGCUAAACUGCAAUACCGAAUGUGUCCUCUGGGUUCAGUGGAAAGCGUGCUUCCAGACUGGAACCCUGGGGCCUUAGUACUGACCCUGAGCCACUUGUCGGUCUUUGCACUUUAUUUCAUUAGAUGAGACAUCAGGUCUGAAAUUGACACACCUGCGUUUCGCCAUCCUCAAUCUUUGGGUUCAGGGGUUAUUAACCGCUCUGAAAUGAAGCCUCUGUCCUGGGGAGGAAAAAGCAUGACUGGUGGCCUGGUCAUACCAGUACGGCUGUACUUCAAAGACCCAGCUCCAACUAAUGGCUAAUGCCGCUCCCCACAUUGCACUACAUCUGUGAGAGACAAAGGAGUGUGGCUGUAGACCAGUUCAUGCUUUUAUUUGAAAACACGUGCCAAAAACAUUGGCCGGGAUUCAAAUCUGAAAAACAGGCUAUAUAUAGUGAGCUUGACAUUUAAAAGGUAAUUUACAAUUGAGCCCAGUUCAUUAUAUCCUGAAAUAAAGACUUUUCAUGGUUUCCAAACAAAUGUCAUGUUUGUUUUUUAACUACUCAAUCCAUUUGAUUCUGUAACAUUUCUCUGUGUACAAUGCAUACUAUAUUUACAAUCCAAAUCAAUGGUGUUCAUUCACUGUUGUUCAGGCGGUUUGGGUUUCUUUGUUCCCUCUGCACCCUGAUCCCUCUUUCUCUUUCGUCUGUUGGUCUGUCCCUCUUCCUCUCUGAACUGGUGCCUAGUAGAGCAAACAGAAAGUUAACUUCACACAAGAAAUACCCUAAUUUGCUAUCCACAAGCACUCCUUGGGUCUGAGAUUAUUUCACUUCCAUCCAUGCAAGUGCUAUGCAAAUUAAAACUCUGUAUAGUCCGUUUUUGCAGCUGGCUGCCGCAGGACAAGUACAUCACCUGGAUUGCCAGCGGCGUCCGCUGUUCCACACGCGGCCGAAAGAGGGCAGCCAGUUGGCGUCGGUCUGGGAGCUGUGGUCAAAGUUGGCCCCCACCCGGUUAGGGGGGAGUUUCUUCAGCUUCUCCUGCUCCUCUGUGUGGAGAGAGAUGGCAACGUGAGUGUCAGGGGUCGUAUUCAUUUGGCACCAAAUGGAAGAAAACACACUGAAAUAAAGAGGGACUACCUGGACUUGUCCAAUAAGAAAUGCUCAUUGUUAUUUUUCCAUUGCAAAACAUUCAGUCGAAUCUCCAGGGGCGUAUUCAUUUUGCCGAGUCUGUUGCAAAAUAUUUAAUAAACGGAAGCAAACGAAACGGGGAGGGAACUACCUGAAUUUAUUCUAUAGACUUGUUUUAGUUGCAAAUCAUUCCGUUUUGCAACUGUUUGGACUAAUAAUUACACCCCUGGGCCCGGUUUCCCAAAAGCAUCUUAAGGCCAAGUUCGUUAGAACCUUCACAGGAGCAUCGUUAUUCAUUUUGCACUUUAAAAUGCUCGUAAUCUAAUGCCUGCUAAGUGCGUCGUUAGAUGCUUUAUUUGCCCUCCCACGUCACUUUAUACACAGAUCUCCGCUAAACAUAGAACGACAUGGUUUACCGCUUUCUGUGACCACCGAUAACUUCAGAACAAAGUUGACUAUAAAUACAUUGCCAAUAUCUUUGCAAUUUUGAUACAAACAAGCGACAUAAAAGGAUACUUCAAAUGAAAAUCGAGAUGACUGCAUUAAAAUAAAUACAGUAGGCUAUAGGCCUAUUUCAAUCAUAUUGAAAUACAUUUCAUGUUCAAUAAAUUGAGUUAUAUUUUGCUACUUAUAGGCUACUGUCUAAUUUGUCUCAACAUAUUUCAUGGUGUAGCCUAAUAUGUGUGCAUCCAUUGUCAGUAUUGUGAAAUCAUUCUAACGUUAAAGGUAAGAUUUGAAUUGACAAAGCUGUUUCGAGAGCGGCACUGCCUUUCUUUCGAUCCCAUCAGUAUCGACACAUGCUCCAACGACGCACUUAGCGACUGUUCUCUCUGCAUGGUGUUUUGGGAAAAACAUGCUACAUCUUCGGCCGUUGUAGGAAAGAUGCAUUGUUAAAACACUCGUAAGCCUAAGUUCCAAUGCUAUCGGGAAUUCGGGCCCAGGUCUAUGCAUGCAUGAGAGCACCAGCUGUUCCGGAUGACUAUGUGAUCACGCUCUCUGUAGCCGAUGUGAGUAAGACUUUUAAGCAGGUCAACAUUCACAAGGCCGCAGGGCCAGACGGAUUACCAGGACGUGUACUCCGAGCAUGUGCUGACCAACUGGCAAGUGUCUUCACUGACAUUUUCAACAUGUCCCGGACUGAGUCUGUAAUACCAACAUGUUUCAAGCAGACCACCAUAGUCCCCGUGCCCAAGGACUCUAAGAUAACCUGCCUAAAUGACUACCGACCCGUAGCACUGACGUCUGUAGCCAUGAAGUGCUUUGAAAGGCUGGUCAUGGCUCACAUCAACAGCAUUAUCCCAGAACCCUAGACCCACUUCAAUUUGCAUACCGCCCCAACAGAUCCACAGAUGAUGCAAUCUCUAUUGCACUCCACACUGCCCUUUCCCACCUGGACAAGAGGAACACCUACGUGAGAAUGCUAUUCAUUGACUACAGCUCAGCAUUCAACACCAUAGUGCCCUCUAAGCUCAUCACUAAGCUAAGGAUCCUGGGACUAAACACCUUCCUCUGCAACUGGAUCCUGGACUUCCUGACGGGCCGCCCCCAGGUGGUAAGGGUAGGUAACAACACAUCUGCCACACUGAUCCUCAACACGGGGGCCCCUCAGGGGUGCGUGCUCAGUCCCCUCCUGUACUCUCUGUUCACCCAUGACUGCAUGGCCAGGCACGACUCCAACACCAUCAUUAAGUUUGCUGACGACACAACAGUGGUAGGCCUGAUCACCGACAACGAUGAGACAGCCUAUAGGGAGGAGGUCAGAGACCUGGCCGUGUGGUGCCAGGACAACAACCUCUCCCUCAAUGUGACCAAGACAAAGGAGAUGAUUGUGGACUACAGGAAAAAAAAGAGGACUGAGCACGCCCCCAUUCUCAUCGACGGGGCUGUAGUGGAACAGGUUGAGAGCUUCAAGUUCCUUGGUGUCCACAUCACCAACGAACUAUCAUGGUCCAAACACACCAAGACAGUCGUGAAGAGGGCACGACAAAGCCUAUUCCCCCUCAGGAGACUGAAAAGAUUUGGCAUGGGUCCUCAGAUCCUCAAAAAAUUAUACAGCUGCACCAUCGAGAGCAUCCUGACUGGUUGCAUCACCGCAUGGUAUGGCAACUGCUUGGCCUCCGACCGCAAGGCACUACAGAGGGUAGUGCGUACGGCCCAGUACAUCACUGGGGCCAAGCUUCCUGCCAUCCAGGACCUCUAUACCAGGCGGUGUCAGAGGAAGGCCCUCAAAAUUGUCAAAGACUCCAGCCACCCUAGUCAUAGACUGUUCUCUCUGCUACCGCACGGCAAGCGGUACCGGAGUGCCAAGUCUAGGUCCAAAAGACUUCUCAACAGCUUCUACCCCCAAGCCAUAAGACUCCUGAACAGCUAAUCAUGGCUACCCGGACUAUUUGCACUGCCCCCCCACCCCAUCCUUUUUACGCUGCUGCUACUCUGUUAAUUAUUCAUGCAUAGUCACUUUAACUCUACCCACAUGUACAUAUUACCUCAACUAGCCGGUGCCCCCGCACAUUGACUCUGCAACGGUACCCCCCUGUAUAUAUAGCCUCCCUACUGUCACUUUAUUUAACUUCUGCUCUUUUUUCUCUCAACACUUUUUUUGUUGUUUUAUUUUUACUUUUUUUGUAAAAAAUAAAUGCACUGUUGGUUAAGGGCUGUAAGUAAGCAUUUCACUGUAAUGUCUGCACCUGUUGUAUUCGGCGCAUGUGACCAAUAAAAUUUGAUUUGAUUUGAUUUGAGGUCUACUGAUUGAACACGACCCUGAUCUACAAAGAACUAAAUGGGCUGUGGUCAAAACCAAACCUAGUAUGAACUGAAUUUAUAGAGCUCUUUUCACCAGGUGGUCCCAGAACUCCUCCAGUAGACAGUUAAUUUGAGUAAUUACUGUGUGUGGAUUUGGAAAAUGGUUACAAGGUAGUUUGAUUAAGGCCGUGGCCACAUUGGGAUUUUGUGUCAAGAGUAUUUCGGAUGGAGCCAAUGCUUUUUCAAUGGGAGUCAUCCGUUGCUGGAUGAAUGACAACGGAAAUGACUGAACGACACAAAAAGGCAAAAACGGUCCGUCUUUUCACGUAUGCAACUCGUCUGAAAAAGAGUUGACAAUGAUGUACGUCAUACACUAUUUCAUCCAUGUUCAUGUGUCUCAGUGUCUGAACCCUAAAAGACCUACUCUGUUUGAGGAAGUCCUGGAGUGAUGGGCCGAUCUCCUGCUCUAUUGUCCCAGAUCUGCCCUCCUGGGGGUCCUCCUGUAACCAUGGAGGGAUGGCUCCUACAACACAGUCAUCAUCACAACCUAUUCACCUAGUUAUCUACUUACACAUAUAGACAACAACAAUAUAGUGACUAAUGGACAUUGAAGUAUCGGUAUCAUUUUCAAUUACCUGUGUGAACGUUUCCACUGUUGGAAGAAUCCUGCCGUCCAAAAGGAAAAAAUAUUAGUAAAGUAUUUUAUUAUUUAUUGACAGGUCACUUACUCAUUAAGAGAAAAUAUAGUUGUCAUGAUUGACGCGCAACGUGUCGGCGUACCUGGUAGCCAAUGAAGGUCAGGCCCUGUCCAGGGCCCACCCACUGCCUGGCCACCAUUCGGUCUACCCGGCCAGACCUGGCGUGCUCAUCAGAUCCAGGGGCCCUGAAGUGAGAGCUACUGCCAAAAUUCAAAUUAACAGCGUCACACCAAUGUAUACACACACCACAGGUGAUACAGAACUCACACAAAGACACAGAGAUUACUUGAAUAACAUUACAUACAGCCCAUUUACAGGUGCAUUCUGUAAGCUUUACAAAUGCAAGGAGACCCUGAUGUCUAUAAUAUAUCUGCCCUGGUCCAAUGUGUACCAACAGCAGCUUCUUCCUGAUUCACUUAAUUUACAUUUUACAGUAUGUAACAAUAUCCAUGCAAAUAAUGUUAAAUGAGUUUACUAAGCCAGUAAGCUAAGUUAGACAUUCAUAUGUUGUAUUCUGCAAAACAUACAGGGGUCUAUUUCAGCCAUUUGGAAAGACCAUUGAGUAGUGGGAUUUACAGGUCAUAGGUUCAAUUUGGGAAUACAUCUGGGUCGUGUUUAUUAGGGACUAAACGGAAGAACACGGGCCAAAUCGCAAAUCGACCACUACACCCUUUUCACUUUUGGAGAUCAGAGGAUUUGACAGGUGUAAGCAAUAUGGAAAUAGCUCCACUUGCUCACUGAUAGGCUAGAUGGAAGUUUAACCAUAUUGCUUAUACUUAUCAAAUCCUGUUAGAUCUCCACAAGUGCAUAGGGUGGGGUUUAGGGGUCGAUUUGGGAUUGGGUAAUCGACAAACAGAUAGGGACUACCUGGACUUGUUCAAUAAGAAACAAUUUUUUGUUCACCGCUUCAAAACAUUCUGCUACGGUGUGCGGUGCCCUACUGAACAACCCCCAGUAUAUCAUUAGGCCUACCGUCCAAUAACAUUAACACCCUCUUAUAGGAGAACACAACAACUUCUUACCUGGAAGCCUCCUCCACUGAGUUGCAAGGGCCCUGUGCGUUCGAUAGCUCCAGCUCUGCCUUAGGCUGAGGUUGAUUCAGGAAAAGCCAACAGUGGUUCAUACACCAGUUGUUUCAUCAUCACACUAUGGGGCCAUGACUCCCACAACAUGAAGUGACUUUUUUCCUCAUAGCUUUCAAUAAUGUGACAAAAUGUGAACUUACAUCAGAACAUCUAUACUGAACAAAAAUAUAAACGCAACAAUUUUACUGAGUUACAGUUCAUAUAAGGAAAUCAGUCAAUUGAAAUAAAUUCAUAAGGCCCUAAUCUAUGGAUUUCACAUGACUGGGAAUACAGAUAUGCAUCUGCUGGUCACAGAUACCUUAUUGCACGCUCCCUCAAAACUUGAGACAUCUGUGGCAUUGUGCAGUUGUCACACAACACAAUUGGCCUUUACUGUCCCCAGCACAAGGUGCACCUGUGUAAUGAUCAUGCUGUUUAAUUAGCUUCUUGAUAUGCCACACCCGUCAGGUGGAUGGAUUAUUUUAGCAAAGGAGAAAUGCUCACUAACAGGGAUGUAAACAAAUUUGUGCAUAACUUUUGAGAGGAAUAAGCUUUUUGUGCGUAUGGAACAUUUCUGGGAUCUUUUAUUUCAGCUCAUGAAACAUGGGACCAACACUUUACAUGUUGAGUUUAUAUUUUUGUUCAAUGUAUGUACAAAACAUGAAUGAAUAUAAAAAGUAGAUUACAUUUUGUCUGUGUCCCAAAUGGCACCCUAUACAUAGUGCUCUACUUUUGACCAGAGCCCUAUGAGCCCUAGUCAAAAGUAGUGCACCAUAUAGGGAAUACAGUGCAAUUUUGAUACCAUCUCACUACAAAUAUCACACAUGAUCAAACUGGGAAGGUCACAGUGAUAUGGAUACUGUUGUUGCAUCCUGGGUAAACAAACCUCUAUGAGAGACUGAAGGACCUCCUGGCGAUUUUGUUCCUGAGCUCGGAUAUGAGUGGCUUGCUAGGGGAUAGACAACACUCACAGUCAGACAUCACCAUGGCUAGAACCAAGUUCUCACAUUCACAGUCUGGACCGGUAUUAAUAAAUGCAUCUCAGAGUCACUAAAAAAGAGUAUUACGUGAUUGCAUUGCAUGUCUUCUAGAGGAAAACGUCAGGGCCCGUAUUCACAAAGCGUCUCAGUCGGAGUGCCUUUCCGGGGUCCGUUUUUACUUUUAAAUCAGAAUGAAUAAGAGGCGAGACCUGAUCCUA
Messenger RNA from Coregonus sp. 'balchen', 46082 nucleotides. NCBI's taxonomy places the organism in Eukaryota, Metazoa, Chordata, Actinopteri, Salmoniformes, Salmonidae. The record is from the annotation of a GenBank genome assembly.